GAACGAAACAAAACAAACUCGCCACCGAGUCUCUUUUGUUGAGCCUCGCUCCCCUCCCUUCUCCACAAACAACCGAAGCCGAGAGCUUUUUCUCGGUUGCUUGUUGCUAAAGCGGCGGCUGCAGGAAGAGGAGGGACCUAGCGGUGCCUGGCUUUUGGCACCACCGGGGGGGUGGCCGUCGGAAAAGCUGCUUCAUAGCCGCCCGGACCCUGCCCGCUUCGCUCGCCUUCCCUCUGGCGGGAGUUAUUAUUGCCUCGUCCUCGCGCCACAGAGGACGUGAGGGGGGAAACAAACCCACCCGCCUGUCAACAUGUCCCAGCCGCAGAAAGGCAAGAAAACUCCCGCCAAAGAAGGCAGAUCCGUAAGUAGCGGCGCGGGCGGAGAGGAAGGCGAGCGAGCGGACGGCCUGGGAGCGAGUCUGUCAGACGAAGUUCCCUGCGGUUGUUUUUAUUGGUGUGGUUUUUUGCCGCGGGGCAAGAGGCUGAGGGAGAGAAGCGGGCUGGGGGGCUGAGGAAUGUGCCCCCCGGCGCCCUGUGGGGCUGAGGCAGAAGGAGAGGAGACAAGCGAGAACAGUGGGUGGGGCUGGGUGGGGCGAGGGCAGCGGCGCAAGUGAGGGAGCUUUGUACGCGCGCGCAAGGUUGGCGCAACUGGCCCGUUACCCCUUCAGACGCAGCCCCUGAGGGAGAGGGUAGGCCAGGGAGUCUGCCCCACACUCGCCCCCAGGAACAUGGCAGUCCUGAGAGAAGGUGACAGUUCCCCUCCUUCCUAGUGGGGCGUAUUUCGGAGAGGGCCGCCCACCAACAGACGGCUAACAUUCUCGCUCCGGCCCUGGGAAGAGACGCAACGCGUGUCUUAUCUGCGCGUCUCGACUCAGGACUAGAGGUCCGGGCAGAGCUCGGCAGAGUUGUCCCCCGCGAGGGAUUGUGGGGAGGGAGACUGGCGGAGCGAGCGAGCGGUCUUCCUCCCCGUCGUAUCAUGGCGGGUGGAGAUUAAAGCUCAGGGCGGCUCCCUUAGGCUCUGGGUGUGUGAGGUUCGCUCGGUGACUAACCAUUUCUGGACAAAUUCCAGAGGGGGUAGCCCUUGUUACUCUGUUGAGGCGGUGACAAUGGCUGUAUUGUGCCAUUUUUAAAGAAAGAAAGAAAGAAAGAAAGAAAGAAAGAAGGAACAAUUCGGUUCCAGUCCCUGAAAGUUUAUGCCACACCAAAAUGUUAGUCUUGAAAAUGGCACAAGAUGUGCUGGUUCUUCUCUGCAGUUGGUAAACUGAAGGGGUCAGGCUUGCCCCGAGGCCCUGCUUUCUGAUUUGGAAGUCUUGCCUACUAACAGCGGGUUGCCUCUGGCUGCUCUAUUGGGAGGCACUCUGUAUGUGCUCAGAGGCAUUUGUCAUCAACACAUCAUGCAUUCCAGGACCAAACAUGGGCCCUGAAAAUGUGUUGCUGGCUGUAAGCAAGCUCAGUUGGUAGAGUGUGAGACUCUUAAAACUCAGGGUUGUGGGUUCGAAUCCCACGUUGGGUGAAAGAGUCCUGUAUUGCAGGGAGUUGGACUAGAUGAUCCUUGUGGUCCCGACUCUACAAAUCUAUGAUGGGUGAUGUAAGCAGCUUUCUAGGAUCCCUCCAGACUGUAUGUAUUUUGCAUUCAAGCACAUUCAAGAGAUUCAGACAUAAUGUGAAAUUUAAGUUGUGGCAAUUAAAGUAGAUUGAAUGUCCCCAUUGUCCUAGUGCAACAAAACUACUAUUAAAAAAGAAGUUUCUGAGGUUAGGAAACUGAUAGGGUACUACAAGGAACUGAACUGAAAUGUGUGGAAUGAUUAACAGGAAGAAAUCCUCCACAAGCAAAUCAGGGUUGAUGUUCAUUGUCAUGAAACCUCUGCACAAACAAAUCAGAAUGAAUGCUCAGUAAAAAACCUGGUAUAGUCCAAGUGCCACAAAAGGUUUGUGAAAGCAGAUCAGGGUGAACGUUCAAUAAAUAAGUGAUCUGGAGGAGUCCCUAGAGUGGGAGAGACAGCAAUCCAAUUGAGACCUAAGGAGUUGCGGCAAGAGAUUGUCCAGGGCAUUUUCUCGAAGAAAUAAAGGGAAAUGAUAUGUCUUGGGCAAUAACUCUUCACUUUCAAAACAACCAGGGAGACAAAGUUUAGAGCUUCUCCUCCUUUAACCAAGGAAGGCCUGUAGCUCAGGGGCAGAACAUCUGGCUUUGCAUCUAGAACAGGCAUAGGCCAACUCGGCCCUCCAGAUGUUUUGGGACUACAACUCCCAUGAUCCCUAGGUAACAGGACCAGUGGUCAGGGGUGAUGGGAAUUGUAGUCCCAAAACAUCUGGAGGGCUGCGUUUGCCUAUGCCUGAUGUAGAAGGUUCCAGGUUCAAUCCCUAGGUAGCAUUGGUUAAGAUCCUGAAGAGGUUCUGCCAACAGUGCUGAGCUGCAUGGACCAAUGGUCUGAGUCAGAGCCUGCUUAGAACAUUAUUGUUAAGGCAAGCCUAUUCAGACAAGCUGAUGUUCUUCAAUCUUUUUUUUACCCUUAUUUUUAAUUAUUUUUAAACUGUUCUAAUGGUCUUUAACUGUGUUUAUUUAUCAUUUUAUUAUUUCUUGUAAACCACCUAGUGGCUUUAUUGCAAUCAAGUCGUACAUAAAUUCUGUUAAAUAACUUUUUUUUUUAAAGAAAAAUAAGCAAGGCAGCUGCUUGUGUUUCUGUAGAACAGCAGAUGGCAGCCUGGCGUAGCUCAGUUCCGUGUUUGAUUUGAGACCAGUGUCUAAAGCCACAGCUCAGUCCCAGCCCUUCCCUGUCUGCAAUAAAGCCAAUCCUCAGCAUUCCCUGUCUCUGCCAACUUUCCCCGGUGACCAAGUUCUGCAGUUGCCAGCUGGUGUGAACAACCCUUCUCUUUCUCAUAAUGCCCCCUUCAUUUUGUCCAUAUUAUUACCGUGUGGAAUAAAGCACUUGGGGACAAUGUUGCAGUGAGGUUAAACCCAAUCUACUCUAGAGUAAGUAACCUGCCCCCUUCCCCUCAAAGAGGACCUGAAUGAUAUAAAAAAAACCCCUCCACACACAAAAAGCAUUUCAUUUACCUCUGACCAUGGACUUAGCAAGGAUUUAUUGGGGGGCGGUGGUGGCAGGAUUUAUGUUAGAGGGGACAGAACCGAUCUUUCUUUAAGUAUUUUUAUUAUUGAUUUUUUAUUUGAUUAUUGAUUUGGGGGAGGGCAGAUGCCUCCCCACUCCCCUGGCUACACUCAUGCGUCUGGCCAUGUGCAGAGUGCCUUUCCUUAGUUGUGUGCUGCCAACAUCAUCCCAUCCAACUGGGAAACAGAAUAGGUGAAGCUCUCCCUGGUAGUUGUAGGAGAAAAGGACAGAGCCAUUUCCUUCCUCCUGAAAGAAAGGAAGAGGAACAGGUUUGGGAAGAGGAACAGGAAACGUUGGGACCUGCCUGCCCACUAUGAAUUAGGCCGGGGGGGCAUGAAAUCCUACCUCAGGCCACACUCAACAUUUACAGUUCACACCAUACAUUGAAAGUGCCCACUCCCAAAAUUUCGGGAUCUGUAGCUUACAACUACAAACUACAGUUUAACGAACUACAGUUCCUGUGGUUUGGGGAUGUGUGCUUCAAAUGUAUGGUGUGAUUUGGUCUGUUUGGCUCCCUGUACAGUAUUUCUGCUUCGUUUUAUUUGGCAUCUGUUGCUACAUUUUCUCGUGUUUAAAUAUGAAUAAAUAUCUAUUAUUGGGGGGGGGGGGAAUGUAUGGUUGCACUUAGCCCAGGGCUCAGGCAGCGCAGCCAGCACCAGGGAGGUCCCACUACAGGUUCUGUACCCUGAAGGCAAAAAGAGCUCGCCCUUGCUCGUCACGAGCGCAGAUCUUCCCUCUCCCCCCGGAACUUAUGCGCUCCAAGCCCGCUGGGGGUUAACUUUGUGCCACUGCCGCCAAACCCAAAGGAGCAGCCGCAACAGGCACAAACACCCCCACCCCCGCCUCGCCCUUUCUGGCUUCACCGCCUGUGGAGGGGCGGGGCCGAUGGCAACAAGGGCCAGGCCACGCCCCCUUUCCCCCUCCGCCAACCUGCCCCGCCCUAGUAGAGGAAGCAAUGCAAUCCCGCCACUCGUCGCUGAGUUUGUGAGCGCGCAGUUGCUGCUACUGAAGCUGAAGUUUGGAGGGAUCGAUCGGAGAGGAGGAAGCAGGAACCCAGGAUGGCUUUUGCAAGCUGGUGGUAUGCGACGGUAAAUAAGAGGGAUGUACUCUGAUUGUUUGCUGUGGGUUUUGUGCUGUUUCUUUUUGGUCUUCACGCUGCUGACUGUGUAUAGAUCUUGUCAGGGAGUGUCAGUCAUCAUGGGCAAUUGUGUAGAUAAAGGGUGAAUGGAGGGGAAAGCUCAGCUGGAGAGCUUAAGUGCACACCUAUGCGCAGGUUACGCCAGGUAUGCGUUUUCCCACAGAACAGGAAACUUCACCCAGUUAUGGUAUGCGGAGGAGAGUAGCUCGCAGGAUUCCAUUGCAGCAUUUUUCACUUUAAAACGUGGGGAGCUUUUGGGGCGUCACAACAGAGGGAAAGUGGAAGUGGUUCGGAAGACCUGGGGAAUAAAUCUUUUGUGCAUGGUUUUUGGUUUUGGUUUUUUUGCCUGGAAUGUAAUAAAGUAGACCAUGGACAAUUUGUUUAGUACAAUACUUCCUCAUGCUUGUCAAGAAUGAUCGGUUGGCACUCAUGACAUUGGAUGGUUUGAGAGAAUGGCAUGUGAAUCUUUUAGGAAAUUAUUGGUAGUUUCGGGGUUUUUGAUGUGUGCUGAUAUUGUGACAAGUCAGGCUUUAAUAUUCCUUCUUAUUAUGGAGACUAGACAUACAACCCACAGCUAAUUAAAAUUAAUGACAGGUCUUCUAAGCAUGCUGUCCUAAGCCCACUUACCUGAGUGUAAAUGCCACUGAAUUCAGUUGGAUGUUCUUCUGAGUAGACAUGGUUAGAAUUGUAGUGGAACUUUUGGGCUGUAUUAUUGCAAAGUUUUAUAGAUUGCUUAAAAAAUCAGUUUUCUUCCCCCACCCUCAGUAAUGUUUUUAAUUGGAAAAGGAAUUUAAUUGGGAAAGCUUCGUUUUUCUGAUGCUAAAAUGACAGUAGUAGCCUUUACUGCAUUAUUGGAAAAGAGUUUAGCAUUUCACUUAAAAAAAAAAAAAAGCUCCUGGCUUUAAGAGCUUUACUUUUUAAUGGUAUUUCUGGCUUGAGGGCACCUCCUAAAAUAAAUCACAACUGUUUGAAGUUUGACAGUUCCCAUCACACAAGAUCAUCUCAAGUAAACCUGCAAUUACUAAAAAAGAAAAGAAACCAAAACAGCCAUCCCUUCAAUUUGCUGACCUUGAAAAUUCUAGUGGAUAGUUGUAAAAUUGCAGAAAAGGAGUGGUGGUGGAAUAAUACACCCUGAGAGAUCUGUGGGCAGAAGCAGGUAGCUACAUUCAUACAGUGAUAGUUAUCUGGAUCCCAAUUGACCGACAGUAUGUCAGUGUCUUGAUAUAAAUGCACUAGGGCCACUAAACUCAAUAUAAGGAAAUGGGGUGGUAUAAAUAUUCUAAACAGGUAUUGCAUGUAACUGGUUGUGCACAGCUGCAGGUGACUUGCGGCCACAUGUAAGAGGCUACAGUGGGGGUUGCUUAGGUUGGAGAACAAAAUAUGUGCCCAGCAUUGGAGCCAUAAUUGAGAAAUAAAAGCAAUUGACUGCAUUACUCAACACAGAUGCAUUUGUAGCACAGUUCUCCCUCAGAAGUAAGACCUAUUCAAUUCAGUUGGGGCUUAAUCCCAUUUCUGGAUCAAGACUGCAGCCCUAACCUCCUUUACCUGGGAGCAAGCCCCGAUGAAUUCUGUAGGACUUACUUGUGAGAAGACAUGUUUAGGAUUUGAUUACAAGUCCUGCUGAUUAAGAUAAUUUGGGAUAGGACUGCAGAUUUAGUAACUUUAUCCGAUUCGUGCAAAAUAUUCAAAUACUGACUUCCACAGAGUGUUUUUGGGAGGGUUCCCAUGACCCACAAGCUAUAUCUGGCCCAUUGCUUAAUUUUAUCUGGACUUCGGUUUCCAUCUUUGGAAAUGCAGAAUUGGCCAGCUAUCUGCUAGCCCAGUUUGUACUUUCAAAUCUCUCCUCAGGUGGUAGGUUGGCCAGCCUCCCUCCUGAGAAAGGAUGCAUUUGAAAGCAGAGACCAGAUUGGCCAACAUCUGGCCCAGUUGAUGCUUUGAAACAUAAACCAGGCGGCAACUCAGCAUUGGACAGCCUCCCACCUGAAGGGAGCUUUGAAAGAAAUCUCUGGCUUAUAGCAUGGGCGUAGCCAGGAUUUUUGUCGGGGAGGGCAGGCUUUUGUUAGGGGGAGGAAAACCUCAGUUAAGUAUUUUUAUUUAGUGGGGGCAGCUGCCCCCCUCCUUGGCAAUACCGAUGGCUUAUAGCAGGACUGGCCCACACAUUCAGUUCGGAAUGUACUAAGAGGAUAGAAAAAAGGAUCCCCCAUUGCUAGAGGGAAUUGAUUAGGAUAUGCAUACUUUUAAUUCAAUUAAUAUUAAUUUUCUUUCUCAGUUCCUGUUUUAUCUUUACAUCUGAAUCAAUUAGCUUCUAUUAGCAGGUGUAGAUGAAAGGUAGUUGGUAUUCUUAAUUAGACUUGGGAAUUCGGUAUUCUUAAUUAGACUUGGGAAUUCAAGUAGAAGCAUAAUGAAGCAGCUGUGGAUUGUCAUAUACAGAUCGUGCUUAUGGGCAUGUUGAUGGUAAGGACCACCCAGGGAGUCUUUGUGCAUAAAAUGUGUUGAACCAAACACCUCUUGUUAGCUCUAAAUUCUCCAGGCAGACACCUGAAGUAAACAAUCAUUUUUCUUGCAUGUUCUGGAGUAUUAUUUUUUCCAGGAAUGCGGUAUAAACUUUGGGCUUCUAGUUUUGCAAUCAGUAUGUCUUUAAAUGAAACAGUAAGAAUACACAGUCCUUUUCAAAACCACACAUUAUGCGUUUGUGUACAGACAAAUCUCCAAGGCUUGGCACAAUGUGGCUGGCCUGCUACUGUGCCAUAGACCUCCAGUCAACCUCUUUAUCUCACUUGUGUCUCGGUUAUGAGAAAUGACAUAACUUGCAAGUUUAGCAUCCCAGUAUGUAAAACAAAGGUCUCUUGAGUCCUAACUGGCUACCAGUGCUACCACUGAAAACCAAACAUUGUGCCAGCAAUCCACAGGUAAAUGAAUACUAAAGUGUCUGGCAAGGCCAUCAAAGUCAGGUAAUCAUGGGUGCUCAAGAUUGUAUUAAGAUCUUGUGCCUAAAUCUACUUCAGCAGCAUAAAGUUAAUUGCAGGGACUAAAUGUAGGCCAAUACAGGGCCAUUCCUGCUGGUAGGUAGGGUAGGGUGGCUCUCUCAUGUGGCUGAUGCUGUGUUUGUAUGUGUCACAUGGCUGUCCUGCACCUUUCCCCAACCAACUUGUUGCCCUCUAGCAUGGUGGAGUAUGCUAUCCCAUUGCCAAUCACAUGCAAGUGCAGUUGGCACCUCUAUACUGAAUGAAGACACACCAAUGUUUUUUUCAUUGGGCAGCAUCAUAGUCUUGGGAUGGCCCUGCUGUUCAUAUGGUUUGUGUGUUAAACAACCACACAUACCAAAAGGGUUGUGACAGAUAUACACCUGGGCCAUUUUGAUUGGUUUUAAGUGACUUAUUAAAUGCAAACGGGAUAAAAUGAACAAGAUAAGAUACCCCUUUUCCCAGGGCAGAAGCACCCGAACUCUCAUGUUGCAUAUAAAGGAAUCUGUGGUUCUCCAGAAGUUGUUGGGCUUCAGCUCUCAUCAGUCAUAGCCAGCAUAGCCAACGGUAGGGGAUGAUGGGAACUGGAAGUCAACAAUAUUGGAAAGGCCACAGAUUCUUCAUCUCUCUUAUAAACAGGGCAGUCAGAUAGCCAACCAGUUGUGUGCUUUUAUCAGCAAAGCUUCAAACUGAUACCAUUUGUGGGCUAAUACACAGCGAUAAUUUUCAGAAUCUGGAGUAUGUGAUAUUGCACAUAUGUGCUCAUGCACAGCGGAUGAAGCACGGCAUAACAAUUAUUUAUUUGCUUCCAGAAACUGGAUGCAAAUUUCAUUGAAAUAGCAGGUGUGUCUUUCUGCAUGUUUUGAAGAGGGAAGGCUGCCUAGGUGCCUUGAGUGACCUGAUGGGAUUUUCUCUUGUGGUUGCAACAUUUCCGGCAUCCUCUUGUGCAAAGUGCAAGUUACAAUUGUAUGUAUGUAUCUUGCAUAUUACUGUAUCUUGUAUUUAUACAUCGCUGUGUGUUAUAUCCUGGCCAAAUAGAAACAUUGCAUGGCUACAUAAUGGCAAAUGUGUGUUAUACCAAAUGCCUCAGUAUCUGAAAAUUACUGCUACAUACAAGUCAACGAAGGAUGAACUCAGUCAUGAAAAAAGUGAAGGACUGGCAUGAACAGUUGUGGUAUGCACCAUACUAAUAGCAAUGUUUCUUUGUAGUCCACUAAAUGAUACAAAAUUGCAUUUUUGUGCCUCCUGUUAGUUUGCAAGCAACGUUGUAAUAGCUCCACAUUUAACAAUACUGCUUUUAUUUAUUUAAUAGCUCCCUUUUGAUUCCUCCCUCCAAAUUUUCCAAUCUAACCACCAUUUUUAAAAUUAUUUUUAUUUUUAUUUACUGGGGCUGGAAAUACAGAGAAUAAAAUAUUUUGUUAGGAUCCAAGCCAAUGUUCUGUAAUUAGGCUUCUAUGAACAGGAAACAAAUCCAUCUAUAGGAGUGUAUGGGAGAGACAUUGAUUCCCUCCAGAAGCACUGCUUAUUCUGCUCCAGAGGGCCCCCCAACUCUUUGGAGCAGAUUUUUAGGGGGUACAAGUGCCUGAAGGAAGCCCCCCUGCUUCCACUGGCAGGAGCAUCGUGUAAGUAAAACUCUACUUGGGAUGCUCCUGUCAUCAGAAGCAAACACAGAUUUUGUGGAAUGAGAAGGCUGUCCAUGGAUCCGAGUUCUGAUAAAGAUGUUCAGCUAUGUGGGUGAGGUAAUACUUUAUGUACAGUGUCCUCUGACAUUUAAACUUUCCUUCAUCUCUUGCUGUGGGACACUUCUCUUUCAACACACCUUCAAAGUUGAGUUUGUUUUCCCAUUUGGCAUCUGUAUUGGACUGGAAAGUUAUUUUAUAUAUGCAGUUAUUGUUUUUGUUGCUUUAUAUUGUCAAUGUUUUAUGUGUAAUCCCCCCCCCGAUGCCUCAUAGAAAGUGAUUUAUAAAUCUGUUGUUGUUGUUGUUGUUGUUGUUGUUGUUGUUGUUGUUGUUGUUGACAUCCCAUCACCAGGGAAGUCUUCAUGUGUCUGCUCCAAAGAUAAUAGAAGUCAAUGAGAGAAAUCUUGAACAUGUUCCAAAUACAUUUUAGCUUCUGUCUUUACGGAGGUCUGUGCCUCCCAGUUUAUGAGGCUUACCUUGACUGAUCAAGGAGUCAGAGCUGACAGGUGUGGCCAUGAAAGAACAUGCUUUUAUGGCAUUUCAGUCUGCUUCAUUGAACGCUAUUGUUCAUGCUUGUGAAGAAAAUUGAAAACUCUGUUCACUGGAAUGUCGUGUUCAAAAGCUAUCCAACUUUAGCCUCUCAAAGUUUUCUUUUGAUUUGCUGUGGUUUUACAAGCUAAGAAAUUACUUGUAUUCCUUAGACUGUUGUUAAUAGCUCUCCAUUUAUUUGGGUAUGUUAAGAAAGUGUGGUUCUAGUUAAACAUCAGGUACUACUUUUGGUACAGUAAUAACAUCAAUAGCCAGAUAAAUGUUGGACUUUGGAUUUGUGCCGCCGCCUUUGCAUUGAUUCUCCACCCAAAGAAAAUAAGGGUUCAAGUUUCAAAAUUCUGUGACUGAAUGUAGCACAUUCCUAUAGCUGUAUGCUGCUCUUUAGAUGGAAAUCUUACUUACAUUGGUGGGAAAGCUGUGUUACAUCUGUGACAAUUUAUGACUCUUUAGAAUUUUUAUAGCUGGAUCAUAGUGAUGUAGAAUGACUGACUUAGGGCUAGUUCACACAUGUAUCUCCAGCACUUAUUGACUGUAGCGUCAUGCAGUGACUUGGAUUUAUGAAUGAGCCACCACAGACUCAUCACCAAUAAUAGACCCAUCACCUAAGGUUCACUCUAAGUUUAUUACUGUCCAAUGGAGAUAGUUCAGUUGUCUCAUUUAGAGGCAUCAAAUGAUAACAUAUCAAGUGGUGUAUAUGUGAACAAGCCUCACAAAAUAGUUCCUUAAAUGAAAAGCUCUCUAGGGAAGCAUGGUGCACUGGAAGAGGAAGUGAAUAUGUUUCUCACGUAAGAGCCAAUGUAGCAUUGUGAUUAUACUGUAAGACUAGUACAAGGAAGACCAAGGUUCAAAUUCUGGAUCAACCAUGAAGCUUACUAGACAAGCUUGCCCAAAGUCAGGCAAUAUAUUCCACUGAUGUAGUGAGGAUAAAGCAGUAGGGAAUCAUAUACACCGUAUUGUGCUUGUUGGGUAUAUAUGCAAUAAAACAAGAUGUAGGGGUAUAUAGAUGCAGCAUCAAUGGAUGGCAUAGGUCUUGGAUAUACCAACUGGAAUUCUUGGUUGGAUGGGUUUGUGUGCGUGCAGAAGAUCAAGUAUGUUUAUGGCAUGAUUUCACAAAGUUUUAAAAGUGCUAGUUCAAAAGCAAAUGCAAACACCUUGUGAAAUAUUAAUACCUAAAAUAGUGUGUGUUAUAGAGGCGUACACAUGCUGCAAGCUAUUUCCUCCUUUUAAUUAGAGCAGUAGGUGCUGGUUUAGCUGAUUAGAGAGUUCAGCACAUAAUUCCUGAAAUGUGUGCUUCGCAGGAAAAGCAUUCAUGCAAGGGGAGAUACUAUCUCCUGUGGGUUGAAGUCUCCAUUAUAUGCACAGGACUGUUGAAGUGACACAAUAUAAAGCCCUCUGUGGUUAUACGUUUUGUAUUAUAGAAAUGCUGCAUCUUAUACACUGUAUCCUAUAUCAUUCUCAGCACCAGAACAGUUACAGGCAAAUACAGUGCAAUUUAUUUGCAAGAUUGCAAAUGGUACAUGUGUAAAGUGUACAGUACAAUUUUUUAUAGAACUGCAGUUUGUUGGACUGAUAUAGUAGAUUUAUUAUGGUAGAUUAUUAUGAUUGUUUUUGCUGUCAGGUAGCCUCCUUAUUCACAUGAAGCUACAUCACCAAGGAUGUGCAAUGGGGUAGAGCACCAGCACCUUUCGUUCAGUAGGGAUGAGAUGAAGAAGAGGUAAAAUUGGGGGGGGGGGGAGAUCCAAGGUUGGCAGCAGAGGCCGUGCUGGUGUGCACACACCACCGGGCUGCUACCAACUUAACUCUUCUUUAAUCUUGCUGCCACUGCACCUGUCCCACCCCUCUCCAGGUGAGCAAGCAGCAGUGCCACACGGUGCCUCCCCUGUGCAUCACCUCUGGGUCACACAGUGGAUGUGCCUGCUUAGUUAGGAUGUACAUUUCUUGUCAAGCUAUGGGCCUGAUGAUUAUCUGAGUGUGUGAGCUGCCUCAUACAGGUUAAGAGGACCUUUCAAGUAUCCUGGUCCCAUGCCAUAUAAGUCAUGAAUGGGGAGCCUGAGGUUCUCCAGAAGUUGUUGGGCCUUCAACUUGCAUCAGCCUCAACCUGCAUGGACAGUGAUCAGGGAUGAUGGGGAGUUGUGGCUCAACAAUUUUUGGAGACAUACAACUGUCAUCAUUCCUGACCACUGGCCAUGCAGAACUACAAUUCCCCAUCAUCACUGAUGUAAGCCUCUAGGGGUCAUGACCAGUGGUUUGUGCAGUGCCUUCACACCAUCCCUGCACUCCUUCCUUUUUGGCACACCAUGACUGAAUAAUUUAAAACUAACUACAGUUUCCUGUUAUUUCCCACCUAGGAGACUAGGGGUACCAGGAUUUUGAGUGAAUUUGGAUCUUAAACAAAUUAAAAACUGUGUUUUCAGAUCCUGACCUGUUCAAAACAUAGUGACCAUAAGCUUUGGAUUCACAUGGUAUAGAAAGGGAUAUUUCUCUGCAAGAAAUAGAAGUCCAAAGUUUUAGUGGGUGUGGAGAGAAAUAGGUUUGUACUUCAUGGGUCACGGCCAAUAUCUUGGCUAUAUCAUUUGUUUGCUUUAAUUUACAGUUUGUCUUUAUGUUUCCUACAGCGUGGGCCUAAAAAUGCAAGUGGAUCAUCGGGAGAUAAAAAAGGAGCAGAAGCAGUAGAGGUAACUAUAAAACAUUAUGUUUUUAUUACUAGGAUUAUGUUACAGUAAUGAAUUUUGACCAAAAUCAUUGUGCUAGUCAAGGCAGCUAACAAACUCAAAAUGCAUAAAUAAUUCCUAUUUUCCUGUGUGCAAUGACUUCUAAUUGCUAUUCUAAAAAAUGUUUACUGGUGAAGGCUCUCACAGCUCACUGUUUGCUUAGAUUUCAUGAUUUGAAAAUAGCAACAAGUAAUAUUGCUUUGUUUGCCAUAAUUUAGAAGAUCAAAAGAGUGAUGAAGUGCUACAUAAAUAUUUGCAGCCCAAUAUCUGUAACUGAACCCAGUUGUAAUUUCAAUAGUGUGGGAAGGAAACAUAGUGUGGGGGAGAGCGAGGAAGCUGAGAGGUACAACAGAGCAAACUGCUUUGUUUAAUGAUUCCUACCUAGAGCACUGUAACAGGAUUCUCUCAGUUCAGGAGAGCAGCAAUCUGACAUUUCAGCCACACCAGCCAUCAUGUCACCUAAAUCUCUGAGACUUCCUGACUAAAUGGCAAUUUGCUUGUAACGUGAUCUCUUCUGCCUUUCAUUAGACAGAUGAGUAGAUAUUGUAUUGCCUGAAGAACAAGGGCUGCUGUAAUGCAUCUCCUCUGACUUUGUCAACUCAAUCCUUUCAUCGUCUAAGUUUUUUUUCAGCCUACCUGCAUAAAGCAGGGUGUUGUGCUGUGUUGAAUUCCGAGUUCCUGAAGACACAGAAACUGGAAAUGCAUGAAUAACUGUUUAUAGACAGUGGGUGGAAUUGAAUGUAGGGCUAUGGCAAUAUUUCCGUCCGUGUAAGCAUUUUAGCUUGCCGAGCAGAAAUCCCAUUGCACGAUUGGAAGUCCUUGUGUGGACUUUUGUUGGCAGUACUCAUUAGUUGAGUCCGGCUUAAUAGGUUCUAUGUUUCCAGCUAAGUCAUGCUCACAGUAGACUUGCAAGUCCACUGAUUUCAAUGGGUCUACCCAGUGUACGACUUAGGUGGAUAUGACUAUUAUGUCGGCAUAUCAUGGACAGCCAUUGUAUUGUACUUUCAAAGAAGAAAAUCCUGAGAGCUUAAUUAUGAAAACAACUUGACACACUUGCAUUUCCAUUGUAUUGAACAUACAUAAGUAUAAGAAAGCUAUCAAACAUUACUAGGAAUCAUUACUGGCCCCAGUCCAGGAAGGAGAGACAACAAUAAGAGGCUACACAGCCACUGGAGACCUUCCACUCCCUGCUCUAAGUUGAGAUUAGUGUUCUCGGUUAAGGAAUGGGCACAUUCAGCAUCUUUCUAACUUAGCCAUUUCUGCCUACCUUUUCUAUCUCCUCAUUCUGCACUGUCAAAGUAGAUAAUCCAUUGGUAGGUGGUAUGUGCACAGAGUAGCAGUAAUAUACAUGCACUGUAGGUACUUCCUUUUCUGUGUCAAGUUUUGAAUGCCUUGCCUUGUACAUUGCUUACUUCCAAGGAGGAGUUUGGCACUAUCUACUUGUCUGAAUAACAUUGGCAGUGCUAUGUUUUUGCCUCCUGAACCAAUCUUCCCUGCAUCAUGCCAAUUUUUACUCCUUGAUUUGGAAACUGCACAAUUUGUGGUAAUGGUGGUGGGAGUAAAAGGGCAAAACAAUUCUGGUUGGAACAUUUCUAUUCCAGGGCCCUUGCUGAAAGGCCAACAUGAGUGUUCCUACUUCAAAAUAAGUUUGAGCCCAGUUCUUCUAGGAAGGUGUGCAUUCAUAAUAUUAUUUCUAUGCAAUUUGCUAUUCUCUUAAAAUGUCAAACUUUGAAUGAAUGACUAGCAUCCCAAACUAACAUUUACAGGCAGGAGUGCCAGUUGGCCCUGAGACUGUGCGUGCCCGGGGCUGUGGGUGCCAUGCAGUGUGCAUGGCCCUGGUGCUGAAAUUUCUGAGUGCCCAGCCUCUUCAUGGGGAUUUUGUGGGUGCUCAGGCACCCAGGGCCCCAGGGAGCUGGCACCUAUGUUUGCAGGAUUAUAUAUCCAUGGCAUCACUCUCAGCAGUCUCAUGAACAAGACAACUGGUUCAGCCUGUAUGUUUCACUGGCCUGGCAUCUUCCCCUCAUACUCCCAAAAUUGGAUAAAUUCUACCCCAUUACUAAAUUUAGGAUUAUGAGGAGUCUGCCCCCCCAAAUCAUAACAGUAUUAUAGCACUUAAUAUACCACCUUUCAGUAGAAAUGCACAGAGUGGCUUGCAUAAGAGAUGUCUUUUUGGAGUUAGCAUCUGUUGGUUAUCGGACAAUUCGUUUAUUUUGUUUAUAUCCCACCUUUUCAUCCAAGGAACUCAAGGUGGCCUACAUGCAUCUAUCUCCUCAUUUAAUUCCAACUACCUUUUGUGGUAUGUUAGGCUGAGACCUUGACUGGCCCAAGGCUACCCAGCGAGCUUCAUAUUGUUGUGGCAUCAUUCAUCACAUCAUUAAUAGACACAGUCCUCAAAUUGAUCAUUAACUAUAAGAUGCUAGGAGAAUGGGUGCUACAUCAUUUCUAUGACGCUGUUUGUAGUGUGUUAGAUGUUUUUCUGAUAUAUGCAAUCUUACAGAGAAGAUUAUAUAUAUAUAAAUAAUUUAUGUAAUACAUAGUAUAUGGCCCAGCCAAUGCAUAGAAUAUGGCCCAGCCAAUACUAAGCACUUCUAAGCUAGGAAUGACUACCUGCACUGGUUAAAGAGAUCAUUAAUGCCUCUUUGAGGGAGUGGUGCUAUCUUUACUGAUGGAGGCCAUGGGUGAUGUGCUGUCUACUGUCUCACUUGACUAGAGCAACUUGGAAAAUCUCCAAUUCAGAUUGGAAGCACAAGUCACGGACAUGUAUCAGCUGUUUUUGUUACACUCUAAAACAUCAUCUGGGACGUUUGAUGUUGUUACAGUAUUAGUAUAUUAUUUACUAUUCUUGGGAAAAGCUCCAAGCAUUCCUGGGUUAAAUAGAUUUCUUAAGGCUGUUUCACACUACGUUUGGAUGGAAAUUGUUUGGCAGGUAUUAUUAUUAUUAUUUAUACCCUGCCCAUCUGGCUGGGUUUCCUGAGCCAUUCUGGGCGGCUUACAGCAUAUCUAAAAACAUAAAACAUCAAGCAUUAAAAACUUCCUGAUACAGGGCUGCCUUGUUAUUAAUUUGAUUUAUUCACCCUAAGGUCCCAGGAUGGGUCACAACAGUUUGAAAUAGAACAUUAAAAACAAUUUAAAGCAGCUUAGAACCACAAAAAUAGGGUGUGUCCUAAAAAUAUACAUCUUAAGGAGAUUUUUCAUGAGCUAGGGACCAAUAUGAAUAUCAUGGAAAUGUUUGGAGAAGAGCAACUCUGUGUGUUAACUUGACACCCAGUGUGAAAAACCACCAGCUCAGCCUGGUCUCAUUGACAUGUUUGAAUUCUUGAAUGAGAUAGUAACUAAGUGACUCCAAGGUUUUCAUGCAGGUUGGAUGAGAGUGGGAGAGAAGGGUUUAAAAAAUAUUGUGACCAGAGGAUAAAUUGCCUACGUGUGUGUCAGCAGUCUGCAGAUCUGCCUGCCUGUUUUCAUAUUAAGAUGCUGGAACUUUGACAGAGAAGGGCAAUUAAUUAAUUAAUUAAUUAUGUUUGCAUUGACUUUUUGCACCAUUCUUAGUUUUCAUCUUUCAAUCCAUCCUGUGUUAUUAAUAUAGGAGAAAAUAUGUAUUUAUAAUAAAAGGCUAAAAGCCAGGAGAAGCUCCUUGUACUUGAUUGUCAAGGCAAUGUCCUGUUUAUAGAGACCUACUUAUUUAAAGAGCCGGCCCAUUUGAGAGCAUUUCAGGUGUAGUAUUAACAGUGGUGCACUUUCGGUUUUCUGUGCCCCCCACCACUUGUGCUCCAUUCUACGCCACCCUAAAACUGCCUCUGGUAUCAACUAUUAUUUGCCAUGAUGUCAGGCAUCAUUUGCUGAUGCAAUCAUUUCCCCUUCCAACCUGCUUGCAACCAUGGUUUUCAAUCCUUUACCAGAAGUUGUACAUAUUGCUUGUUUUAUGUUGCUAUGGCCGUUGGCUAAUGCGAAUAAAGUUUACCUAUCCGUCACCAGAAGUCCCUGCCAUGGUUUGCUGAUUUUUUCCAAUUAUGACAACCCCUUGGUUAAUACUAAAAAGGAAAUCGAAAGGGGAGGACACAUCUCAUUCACAGUCUGUGCAUCACCUGUUUAAGCUGACUAUAAGAUGAGCAGAGCACAAAUCUUUGCAUCCCUUCCCAGGGCAGGUCUUUAUCCAGGGUAAUGGCAGAGUUGUUAUUCAGGAAAGGACAUAGCUCAGUGAUAGAGCGUCUGCUUUGCAUGCAGAAGGUCUCAUGUUCAAUCCCUGGUAUCUCCAUGUAGGACUGGGAAUGUUUCCUGCCUGGAGAGUCACUGCCAGGUGGUGUAGUGAUACUUAACUCAAAGGACCAAUGGUCUGAUUCAGUUUAAGGCAGUUUUCUAUGUUCCUAUUUAUAUUCAUACUUUCACAUGAUACCCAAAGAUUGCUAAUGAGUGAAUUAAAGUAAUUGCACUUUAGUAAACUGCUGACUACAAAUCAGUACAUCAUCAACAUGGCAAGGAAAAAAGCUCUGAAAAUAGGAUGCAACAUCUAUCUUUAUUGGAGAUUUUCCCUACAGCAUUAGUGUUUUACUUUUAAAUUAAUAUUUCAAAUUUUUUUUUGUCUUGUAGAAGAAACCUGAAAGUGCUAGCCUUACUGAAUCUCCUAAAACACAAACAAGUGGGACAUCUUCCAUCAGUAAGGUAACUUGAGUGGUUAUAGAACUGUUCGUCAUAUUCCUGGAAGCAUGACCGGCAAAUGCUUUACUAAUUAUCUAAUCUUGAAUGUUUAAGCUGGUGUCAUCUGUCUUUAAAUUGACUGUGGGUUCUUAUAUUGUUGACAGAUUGUUGGAAGCUGACUUUGGAGGGUUUGAACCUAAAAUGUGGCUCAUACAUAUUUUAAAUUAAUAAUAUAGAUGAGUGGUAUAUCAGUCAACUGAAACUUCAAUGUUCUCAGUGAUUCAGCCACUUUAAGUGUGCGUUUUAAGGCUAUGUGCAUUGGAUUCAUAUGAAUCCUGAAGUGUAAUGAAAUGCCUCAGAGGGAUCUUCUGCCUCCCUGAGGUGAAUCAGGAUAUGUACAAGUCAAUCCAACAAUGAUUUUAAAAGUGCUGUAGUCAAGUUACUAAAAUCAGUGCCCUAUUCAACAGAAUGAGUAGGAGGGCCUUGUGGAUAUUUGGCAUAUCAGAGGCAAAGCAGAAUCUCUGGAAGGGAGCACAGAAGUUAAAAGAGUGGGCCCUGAAGUGAGUUGUGAUGCCUUGACAAUACAGGUGUCACCCCUCCCCCACUCCCCACAAAAGGCUGCAGACAGGCUUCUGCUGAAACCGAAAGUAAUGUCUCUUAAAUUUGCCAUAAUGAUGGUGAAGCAAUGGGAGAAGGGCGAGCAAACACCAGAGUGGAGAUUUUCUGUCAAAUUGCCCAUGAAACACAAGAGAAGAUUAAGGUAAAGGUACCCCUGACCAUUAGGUCCAGUCGUGAUCGACUCUGGGGUUGCGGCGCUCAUCUCGCUCUAUGGGCCGAGGGAGCCGGCGUUUGUCCGCAGACAGCUUCCGGGUCAGCAUGACUAAGCCGCUUCUGGUGAACCAGAGCAGUGCACAGGAACGCCGUUUACCUUCCCGCUGGAGUGGUACCUAUUUAUCUACUUGCACUUUGACGUGCUUUCGAACUGCUAGGUGGGCAGGAGCAGGGACCGAGCAACAGGAGCUCACCCCGUCGUGGGGAUUCGAACCGCCGACCUUCUGAUCAGCAAGUCCUAGGCUCUAUGGUUUAACCCACAGCGCCACCCGCGUCCCUAGAGAAGAGAAGAUUAAGCAAGUCUUUUUUUCUUUUUCUUUUUUACCCCUUCCAAAACUGUAAUGGCUGUUCCUGUGGGAAAAUGACAAAUUACAGAAUGAUGUCUGCCGUGAGGAUUUAUGCCUCUGGAAGGUGUGACCUUACCUGCAAAUUUCAUCACAUUUCACCCCAAAAUAAAAAGGGGUUUAGACAUUUCCUUAAAAAAUAAAAUAAAUCAAAGGUAUCUAGCACAAAGUGCCUUGAUCUAUCUGUCUGUAAUUUGGUAGGCUUUAUUGACUCUGGAGGGGAAAAUAUGCCUGCAGAUUAAAUGCAUGCAUGUCAGAAGAAAAAAAUGGUUUAUAACCAUUGCUGAAUUUCCCAAAAGCAAAGUGGCCAGCAGGUUGGCAGACAGCGUGGACUUGGACAGACCCUGAGAUAAAUCGGGUACCUAGAAAGUGCUUUGACGAAAGCUCCAAAUCAGGGUUCAAAUGAAAUCAUGUGGCUGACGUACACCAAUUGCCUACAUGUAUAAAAUAUCUGAAUGAAAACUGCAGACUUUUGUGUUAAAUUCUGAGGUGCUAUGAUGGGUUCUGGGUAUUUCACAGCACUGUGAGGAAUCUAGCAUCAUGUCAAUCCCUUGAAAACGUCCUGCAUUGAGAUCAUCAUAAAACAUGCAUGCAUGUGCAGCUAUGUUUUACCUACUGGUUUCCAGGCACAGUUCAAAGCCAUAGUAGUAAGCCUCCUCCCAUGUCUGCUUACCUGUUCACUAAACUCAAGGAGGAAGGUCAUAGUGGAAGCGUUCUUGGGUGGGCCAAGGAAGGUGGCUUUCUCAGUGACUGCACCAACAUUGUAGAAUGGUUCGCCCAAUGAGGUUCAUAUGGCCUCCUUCUGAGUGUUUUCUUGUAAUUCAUGAAGACUUUUUUAAUUUGCCAGAUUGAAGUGAUUUUACUGAAGGCUGUGUUCUGUUUUGAGUUUUUAUUGUUGUGCUCCUCUGAUUUUAAUUAUUGUGAGUUGACUUGGUUGGGAGGGGUUGGUGAAGCAGGCUGGUAAUGCAGAGCUGCCACAAUGGCAUCACUGCCAUUUACCUGGAUGGUGUCAGGGCAGGGUGGUGGCAAGGCUGGGGUUAUGCGGACAAAUUGGUGUCAACACCAGUUGGCACUUUCCUAAUGGAUGAGAUUUCCAGAAGUUUAGCUGAGCCAUUAAUGCAGCUUGUUCAGUGUUUAUCUAUUUCACAUAUAUUGUGUUAUAAGAGGAAAUAUUUAUUUUUUGAGUGGUGGCGAAAUACCUGUAGGAAACUAUCAUAUUGGAUCUACCUUUUCUGUUAUUUUCCACCCUGACAGCUAGCAUCUCUCCAGAUUGUGGUUUUUGCCUGCUCUUCUAGCUAAGAUUAUUUUAAGUGGAAUGUCUGGGGUGGACCACGGAAGCUUCUGCACAUGAAGUAUGCACUCUGCAAGUGUGCUAUGGUUUGUCCCCAUCUAUAUAUUAUGCAUAUAGUAAAGAAAACCUGAAGCACUCCAGCUCCUAUAAGCUGUUGUUGUUGUCUAAGUUUUUAAUUUGUUCCCUGGCUCUAACAGUUUUAUGUGCAGCAAUAAAAUAUUGUCUGAUAAAGAGAAUGAUAGAUGUUCUAUACAGUGCACACUAAAAUGGCUUUAUUGCUAUAUAGAAUUCGAAAACAACAUUUUGAAAAUAUAGUUCUCUUCCUCUCUGUAUUCUGGAUUAAGAGAAAUUGCCAAACAAAUUUCAAUAUGCAAAUAAUUUGUUUUUAAAAAAUAUUCAGAAUAGUUUCAAAAGAUAUGUGGUACAUUGUUGUUGGUGUUUUCAUAUAACAGUGUUAACAUGCUGAAUAUUUAUUUAGAAAUCAAGCUAGAAAAAGUCAUAUUAUGAAGAGUUUCAAAGAUUUUUGUGCCCACAGAUUCUUCCUGGUGAAUAAACAGGAGCUGUGAAAGGGCUGCCUUAACUGGUUUUUGUAAUGCAUUUAUAUGUUAUAGAGCGGUCUUCAGGCUAUAUGCCAGGCACCCCCAAACUCAGCCCUCCAGAUGUUUAGAGGCUACAACUCCCAUCAUCCCUAGCUAACAGGUCCAGUGGUCAGGGAUGAUGGGAGUUAUAGUCCCAAAUAUCUAGAGGGCUGAGUUUGGGGGUGCCUGCUAUAUGCCUUUCCCAGUUUGGUUAAACAAAAUCCCCUGCCAGUAGGUUAUUAGUACUCCCACUUCAAGCUUCCUUGUGCCUUUGGUAGCUUUUUAAAAAUAAUAAUCAGAAAAUUCAGAUAAAUUUCAAUAAAACUUGGUACAGUAAUUCAGUUUUGUCUACUGUCUUCUCUUAACUACAAGCCACAUAAGUAAAGCACCCGCAUUUGACUUUGACAGCAAUUCCUGUUCCAUUUUGGCAAAGCCUAGCUGCUGCCUGUCCCCACCUUCCUUGUGAGGAUCUCUCAAGUUUAUUUGAAUAUUCAUAGGAGGUGGAGCAACUGAGCCUGCAGACUGAGUGUGUCUGCUUGUGCUGUUCGGAUUGGUCGUGCCGUCUUCACUGCCAUGGGUUUGUUCCAGGGGCUGUGUUAAAACUGAAACCAUGGCUAGAACUGAUACAAACUGAAAUGAAAGCAAGCUUGCGAUAAGGAUCCGGUGUGUUCUGUUUACUUAGAGCUUGGGAAGGAACAUACCAGCUGCCUGGAGUGAGUACUGUUUUUCCGGGAUUUUUUUUUGCUACUGUCAGUACUGCGGUCUAACUGCGUUGCGUACUUCCUGCUUUCUUUUGCUUCUCCAACCCUGCAAUGCUCUUUACUGCAGAACAUGAACUGCUGAAUUAGUUAGUGUUGUGCUUAGUAAGUGGACUGGAGUAUUUUAUUUCUGGAGUUGCAGAGUUUUACAGCUCUUAUUCUUGCUUUCUAGCCCUGAGAAGAAUAGGCUUUUCUGCAAGGGGCUGCUGACUAUCUGGUGUGUUUUUAUCAGAAAGGUUGUUGUGAAAGCAGUGACUUGUAAGAUUUUAGCAAAAUCUCGAGAGUAAGAUCUUCAUGGCUAUAGAUCUAAUGAUUCAUAAUCUUUUUUUAUUUUAAAAAAACCUGAAUUGACUGUCAUAAGCUCACAAUGGUGUCUUACAAAUUUGGUGUGUCAUUGCUGACUGUCUAUUCAGUGUAUAUUUGGAACCUGUGUAAUUCAGGGUGUGGUGAUCUGUACAGGAUAUCUCUCUCUCUGUUCAGGCAUGUCCAGGUAACUAUUGUCUCUACCAACCCAAAGGUGGUGUUUACUUAAUAUUAUAUGUAUAUUAUUCCAUAACAAUGAAGCUGAAUGACUAAAGCUGUUGCUAAGCUAACAAUAGUAGGAAAAUGUUUCCGCCCGACCCCUGAAAUUAUAAACAAUACCCCCCCUUUAAUGUUUUAGAAAACAAUUAUUUUCAGUUUUGGGGUUUGGAGUUAAUUGGCUGAGUUAAACUUCAAUCCUAAGCAUUCUUACCUGGGAAUAGGUCCCGCUCAACUCAGUAGAAUGUUGAAGCUGAAACUUUCUAUAUGAUGUCUCUGCUCCAGGAAGUGAUUUCUUCCAUGACGUUGAAGGUUGAAAUUGGGAGGCUUGUAAUGGCAGGCUUGAGUAUGCCCAUUUAUGUAUUAUGAACCAACCCCGUCCAAGCUGGGAUCUAGCUUAUCAUGUACUCUACUAAUCAUCACUACCACUGCUCUUUCACUCAAAUCACACCUGGCAAUGUAUGUGGCAACAAAGGGGGCAAGACAUCCAUUGAAAUGGCAUCAUUUUCUGUGCUCUCUUCACAGUUCCACCACCAUUUUAGCAGUGGAAAAGCUCUCUUGUUUAAGGAAAGGCAGCAGGGAAGAAAACCCUCUGCUGCCACCUCUUGUAAUCAUAGAACUGUAGAGAUGGAAGGGAUCCCAAGUGUCAUCUAGUCCAACCUUCUGUAAUGCAGUAUACCUGAAGGAAUUCCCCCCCCCCAUGUUCAGCCCGGACGCUGAGGUCCAGCUCUGAGCACCUUCUGAGGAUUUCCUCACUGUGAGAAGUGAGGUUACAAGGAGCCAGGCAGAGGGCCUUCUCAGUAGUGGCCUCCCAUCAGAUACCAAGGACAUAAACAACUAUCUGACUUUUAAAAGACAUCUGAAGGCAGCCCUGUUUAGGGAAGUUGUUAAUGUUUGAUGCUACAUCUUGUUCUUAAUGUUCUGUUGGGAGCUGCCCAGAGUGGCUGAGGAGGCCUGCCCAGAUGGGUGGGUAUAAGUAAUAAAUUAUUAUUGUUACUUUGUUGAUGGUGAUGAUGCAGGAGUCUGAACUAAAUCCAUGACUGAUGACCACCCAACUUCUGUUUAAAAACCUCCCAUGGAGGAAAGCCCACAACCUCCUGAGGGAGUCCGUUCUACUGUCGAACACCUCCCACCAUCAGAAAGUACUUCCUGAUGUUUAGUCAGAAUCUCCCUUCUUGUAACUUGAAUCCAUUGGUUCAGGUCUUACCUUCUGGAGCAGGAGAAAACAAACUUGCUCCAUCUUCCAUGUGACAGCCCUUUGGAUAUUUGAAUAUGGCUAUCAUAUCUCUCUUAUAAAUGUUAUGCCCCUGCUCUCCUUCAAAAAUGACUCUUGUUUUAAUUUUUCCCUCAUCUCCCUACACCAAGUUAUGGGAAAUGCCCAUUUUCCUGCGGGCCAAAUAGCUUCAUGAAACUUGGAGGUUUUAGAUAUGUGCUUUUUGGAUAACUAGCUCCAGAGCAUGGGUAUAGGGCAAUUCAGUGACAAUUUGGCUAUUUCCUCCAGUUAUCUUUGUGGUGAUGACCUUGACACCACAUGGUAGCUGUCAUUUGCCUGAAUCUUUGAGUGCAUGUUGAUUAUGCACUUUGGGUGUUUAGCAAAUAGGACUUGUUAGGGAGUUGAUGGCCUGAACUGGGAACCGCACUACUUUUAUGCUGGGCCAUAGCCCAUGGUCUGUGUACCAUGCUCUUGGGCCCCUCUUCAGACGUAGUAGGCAUAUUCAAUCUGCGGCAUCGCCCCAAAGACUGACAGGCAGUAAUAAGCCCCUGGAUUGGUCAGAUUUGGUCUAAAUAGUAGGAGCCUGAUCUUCUCCUGCCUCUUGAUCAACACAGUAAUACCUUUUGCUUGCUACUCUUUAGGCUCCUACUUCCAGCUCAAGACUCUGAUCUCUAGGCAGUGUUUGAAAUUAGCGAGAUGCCAGGCACAUUUUGCACCUGCUUUUCAACUGCUUCUGACCAAGUGAAGAUGCCUGGGUGCCAGGGUGGCACCUAACAUCUUCACUAUCUGGGGAUCAUUGGAUCUGGACUGUUUUCACACACUAAAACACCAUCCUGUAGAAUUCUAUAAGUUAUAUUUUAUCUGCACAAUGAGAAAGAAUUUCUGGAACCAAAAUGAUUUUUCUGUGCAGCCUGAGCAGGAGCAGUCACCAUUAAGAAAAAGAGACCAGAAUAGGCCAUUAUAUAUGUGGACUGUCCCAGGAUCAAGUGACUUUUCUUCUUUAACUUCUCAAAGCUCUUAAGCUAGCUCAAGGUUGCCAUCUGAACUCACAAGAUGUCAGUCCCCCAUUUGAAGAAUAAGACUUUAGAGCCAUUUGAAAAAUAAGAAUUUAGAGCCAUCUUGCCCAAAAAUGCAACUAGACAUUCCAUUUUGGUGCCUUCAACCUUGGUGUAAGGAACCAUUUGGCAUCUAGCUUAUAUAUCUAAGUAUAUAAUACUGUCUCUAGGAAGCUAAGGUAGAGAUAAACCCUCCAGGUCUAGAUUCAGGUGUGACUUAUGCCUGCCCUACCUAUACUGUGAAGCAUUUUUUAUUCUUUACUAACAGCUAUUUUAAUAUUCUAUAGUGGUGCUCUGAUUUUAUCAUGAAAAUAUCCACACUGUGGUUUUGUUCCUGCUGUGUUUUUGAAAUCUGAAAUUUCUCGCUCUUCCUUUUCCAGUAGAGCCAGAUUUAUUCAGUUCACCAGUUAGUUCACAAUUCUUUUAUUAUAAACUGGGUGUGCCUCUGGUCAAACACGCUACAAUCUCUCCCAAGUUCUGUUUAGCUAUGAAUCAUACAGUUAUUACCGGUUACCAGGCAACUCUUUUCAUAUUUGUUUCCAAGCCCAACAUAUGUAUUCACAUGGUUCAUCAGUGGCAAAACUUUGCUUGUUUAUGAACUCAGAUAGUGGUAAAAAGCUUUUUUAUUUUUUAAUGGCUGCUUGAUAAAUAUUUGAAAGGAAAACAGCAGAGGAAACAAAUAACAUUCUGUAGAGUUGCGAUGAAGAAAGACAUCACUGUAGCAUUAGAUGUGUACAAUGUAAAUGUUAUUAUUGUCUCCUUGCAGUCUUUGUGACAGAUUAAAUUUCCCUUGGCCACACUCUUGCCAUUUCUUCCUAAGGGUUUUAUUACACGUGGUGCUGAAAAACUAAAUUGUGACCAUUCUCAGUUUAAAUAAAAAGCUCCCUCUAGUUUCAUGUUCAGUUUCAAACCUGCUCUGUUUAUAGUCCAGUUGAAGAAAUGAUACAUAAUAUAGCUGCUGAUCCCAUCAAACCUCCUGUGAGUCUUUACAGGUGUGUGCAAGCUUAAGAUUGUUAUGUAGACCGUCACACACGUAGAGGGGAAGGUUUAUCUUUUCUCCCCCAGUUAUGACUGAGAUUAAAAUUGUCCUCCUCCAUGCUUAAGAAGCCUUAGCCUAUUAUAUUGUUCUCCCUGAGUAUCUCAUCUCCAGUCUAAAGAGUUUGCCAUGAGCUGCUGUUCUCUUUCCAUGAUUACUGCUUUGAUCUCAACACCUCACUGGCUCUUUUUUAAAUUUUUAUUUCACACUUCCCUAUGGUCCCUCUGAUGUUUAUUUGCUGCUCUGGAACCCCACAGGGCUGUUUUACACCCACUUGGGGACUGACAGUUUGCUUCCCCAAGUCCUGGAAUCCAAUUGCCUCAAAUCUGGCAGUUUGAGUAGGAUAGGUAUGGGACUUGCUUAUAAGGCAAGGGUGGUGGUAGCCUCUUCCAGAUGCAUGUUUACUCCAUGACAAUAAUGAAUGUGACUCAUUUUAAAGAGGCUUGGAACAGAUACUUGUCCUGUAUCCAGGAGGAGGAAGACUUUGUACAAGUAACUUGAUUAUGUGAAGGUGGCUUACUGUAGAAUGAAAGUAUGACUUCAUUGCCUAGCAUUUACUUGUUGGAAAAAUAUAGGUGGAUAAUAUAGGCAAAUUACAUAGUGAAAGCCUUUUGGCAUGCCAUUCAGAAUCUAUUGAAGUUGAGUCCAUCACUGAAGACAUGUAGUUAACAAUAGAAUAUCUGCUUGACACAUUUUAUGCAAUGAGGGUGCAAAAGAAAAUGGUUUUUCGAAUUUGGUAAAACAGAAAAUUUAAAUAAGGGACCUGUUCCAUGUGGCUCCUAUGUAAAUGUAAAACUCUGAGUUUGGACUUGCCAGAGCUUACAACCACUUAUUUCAAAUGAUAGCUCAGUUAGUAGAGCAUGAGCCCCAUGUUAGGUAAAAGAUUCUGGCACUGCCGGGGUUUGGACUGGAUGAUCCUCGUGGUUCCUUCCAACUCUACAGUUCUGUAAUUCUGAGUUUUAAUGUUUUCUUCGGGCCAGUUCUGGAAAGCUUGGAUUAAGAUGGGAUUGUUAGCCUGGUUUUUUCCAAUAAAUAAUUUUGACAGUAUAAUGACUCUUAAAGAGAUAAUUAUAAACACAAAUACAUCUCUGGUUUCAGUACAUCAUUAGCCUUCAUAUUGAAGAAAGGUGGGAGGGAAGGUUAAUAUCUUAACAUUAAUUGGUUUUGUAAGCAGCCUGUAAUAAUUGCUGCUCUGUGCCCUUUCAUUUCUCCUGUGUCCUUGCAUUUUUCUUAAGUCUAGCAAUGUUAGUUUGCCCCUAUUAAGAGAUUAUCAAAACGUAAUUCACCCUUGAACAACUUGCUUAGUAUUAUCAAUUUCAUUUCAUUCUAUUGGUUAUCUGUAACCCACUUUUCAUUCCAGAAGGAAACCAAACAUGGCUAAUAAAAAACAUCUGUGUCUGAUAUAAGCACUCCAGGUUAUUCUGACUAUUCAAGCUUCUACUUGUUUAUAGCACAUUCCCCCCUCCCCCCAAACCUUUGCACUUUAGUUCAGUCCUACCACUAAUGAAUGAGUAUGUUACAUCUUGUUUAAUCUUGUAAUAAGUCUAUGGAAUUUUGGUUAUUUGUGUAUCUAAACACAACUCCCUAUUCAUUAUAUGCUCUGUGCAAUUUGUGGGGAAAAGGAUCAGUGUUCACAUCUAUCAAUGAACAUCCAAGAUCAAUGAGAGCUUUGGGAUACAGAUUUGCAACUUGCUGUAUUGGGAUGGAAUUCUAAAAUAUAUAAAAAUACUUAACUCCCAUUGGUGGGCAAUUAAUUCACAUCCUUUUUUUUGCACAUUGUAGGCUCAGUCUUCUUCCACGGUUUCCUCAAAGACACCCACUAUGAAGCCUUCUGAAACAAAGGUAUGUCUUCUGAAAAUGGAUAAGCAAGUGUCCAUUUAUACCAGUCUGAUUCUGUGCUACUUUUACAGCAGCUGUUAUUAUAAGAAAUUGCUAUGUGAUCUUUUUCCAUCUCUGAGCACUUAUAAGUGAGUGCAAGUUGCUGACUGACCCAAGAAGUAUGGUUUAACACAAGAGUUUAACACUACUGGUGUACUAUCAGUGUUAACUCCCUUCAAAAUGGUUUAUAUGAGCAAGUAAUAAAUGUUAACAGUGCUUAAGAACUGUUGUGGAGAGCAAUUCUGUUGUGAUCACAUAUCAUUGGCUGUAGGAAAUUGCACCACUUAUUCAACCAAUUCCUACUGAUAUGGUUUCAGCGCUUGGAUUUGAAUGGAAUGUCCACAAUCAGUUUCUCUAAAACAACAACAGCAUAUAGGUGAUGCUAAUCUUUGUUUUAUGUGUCAGGUGAAAUUAUAUGUCUCAGUUUGCUCAUAUGUGCAUAACUGAUAGGCAAUCUUUAUUCCUUUGCAACUAAUAGUGUUUAGUCAUAUAUGCAACUCCCUAGACAACAUUCCUUCUUUCGAGAGAGGAUAGUAGUGAGUUGAAAUUGUCAUUGUUUAAGGGCGGGGGCACUUUCCCAGGUGGGUCAGUAAUUGACCAUGUAAAAUUGCAUGUUCUAUUUUACCACCUCAUCCCCAUAACCUUGAUUCCUAAAUUUCUUAUUUUCUGACUUCAUCAAAUUCUUCAGCAGGCUAACCACAUAAAAACAAGUCUAUCUCAUUCUGCCUGUUAUGUAAUCAGUCCCAUUGUUGCAGAAUUCAACCAGGCUCAAAUACUGCCUCUACCAGCACACAGAACAAUUCACAAUAAAAUAAAAACUUACGAAAGGUUUUUAAAAUAUCCAAUUGCUUCAAUCAAUUUUUAAAGUAAUGAACUCCACAUAACUGAGAGACAUCAACUGAUACGUGGUGGACUGGGGUGGGGAACCUGAGACCCAGGGCCUCCAGCUCUCUCUGUCUGGAGUGUAAGACUUUCUCCAGGCUACACCUGCCAUGGGUGCUUUUGCCUGACUGGAAUAUGUCCUGAGGUGUGAUAGCACCCUUUGCUUGCCUGGUUGGGAGAGAUGUAUGUAGAAAACUUGUGUGUGGUUGGAAUAUACCGUAUUUUUCGCUCUAUAAGACACACCCGACCAUAAGACGCACCUAGUUUUUAGAGGAGGAAAACAAGAAAAGCCAGCAAGAGCUUGCUCGGCAUGGCUCUUUAAAGAUAGAGCAGUUCUUGCUGGCUUUUCUGGGAGGUGGGAGAAGGGACUGACUGGCUGCCCUCUGUCCCUUCUCCCACCUCCCUGAAAAGCCAGAGCAAGCUGUGCAGCUAUCUCUGAAGCCAGCAUAGCAAGAGGGAAAACUGUGCAACGCCUCUUGUUGUGCUGCCUUCCCAGCGAAGCAGGAUGAGGGACGGAAUGGAGCUCCUUCCGUCCCUCAUCCUGCUUCGCUGGGAAGCCAGCAGACCAAGAGGCGCUGCGCAGCUCUCCCUCUUGCUGUGCUAGCUUCAGCGAUAGAUGCGCAGCCUUCAUUCGCUCCAUAAGACACACGCACAUUUCCCCUUGCUUUUUAGGAGGAAAAAAGUAUGUCUUAUGGAGUGAAAAAUACGGUAGUUUACUGCACCAAGGUAAGAAUCACAUUACUUGAUCUAUCUGGUUUUGCCUUUGGUUGCACCCUCCACCAGCAUGCGGCUCCUAAAAGCUUCUGUACAAGGGGAUGCAGCCCUCCAGCUGAAAAAGGUCCCCUACUCCUGGUCUAGAGUAUUUAGCUUCUAUUAACUUGCUUACUUGGCAGUUAUAAAUCACGUUUCUGUUAAGGCAGGUUUGUCACGACUUGUCAGUGUAAGCCAAACUCUGAGAGAGCUGUUCUUGCGGUCUGGUGUUCACCUUCAUGGGACUGGCACUCAAGUGCUCAUAUAAAUAGGCAAAGUGGGCAUCCUAUUUAUAGAUUCAAAUGACUACUAGAAGCACUUGGCACCUUCCUUACCUUGUUAGAGAGGGCGCCACAAACCCGGCUCUAGAAAUGCAGAGCCUGUUUUUGCACACAAUUUAGAUCAGACUAGAAAUGUUUGCUCUUCUCUUGUGAACAAAAUAAAUGAUCUCUCCUCCUCUUUCCUAUGUGUAAAUUGUACCUGUGUGAUACCUUUGCUUUGUAGAAGUUGCUUAAUGUAGCAAGAAGAGGAGUCCCAGAGGAAUAUAGAGGUGGUUCAGUCAGGCCUUCAAAGCGCCUAUUAAUAAUCAUUUCUGCAAAAUUUAAAUCACCCAGUCACCUUUGAAAUUACAUGGUAAACUAAAGUUCUGUGCAUUCUGCUUAGGGAGGUGUUGCAAUUUAGAAUGAGGGAUAUCUGCUUACUUCUUAGAUCUCUGUGUUUCAUAUUUCUGAAACUUGUUGAAACAAAAAAGGGGUGUGCCUUUUCCUCAUAUUCCUUUUGCCUUGAUCUACCUGAUGGGGAGUUGCCUUACUAAAGAGCAAGACUUUAGAUAAGGAGGUUAUCAAUGCUUGUUGGAGAAGUGGUUGAAAAUCAUUCUUAACUGCUCUAGCUUCCUUGAUUGCAGGAAGAGAGAGCAUUAAUCCUUUUGCUUCCCUGCUGCUAUAUGUUUCAGUAAUUGCUUUUCUGCCUAACCCAGAAGUGGGUCUCUUUUACAGUGAAGUGGUACAUGAAUGGCAUGAAGAAAAUGUAUAGGAAGCUGCCAUUUGCUAUUAUCAAACAGCAGCUUCCCAUGCCAUAAAACCCCUUUGAAAACUGAAGGGAAGCUUAUUGAUAUGGCAUUGUGGUCUCCUUUUCAAAAGGAAAAAAAAGUCAUUGAUCCCACAGGGAAUCCUCAAGCCCCUUGGGUGUACCUAAAAGAGAUCUCUUAAUCUGAGCCACCAAUAUAUAUAUGUAUGUUCAGGUCUGUUUCACAUUUUUAUCCUCAUGGCUCAGGUACAGAAGCACAUAUAAUUGUGAGCAGAUUUUGUGUUAAAAUGGGACCCUUUCUGUCCUCAGUGCAAGUAAGCGUAAAGGGACCCCUGACCAUUAGGUCCAGUUGUAGCCGACUCUGGGGUUGCGGCGCUCAUCUCGCUUUAUUGGCCGAGGGAGCCAGCGUACAGCUUCCAGGUCAUAUGGCCAGCAUGACUAAGCCGCUUCUGGCGAACCAGAGCAGCACACGGAAACACCGUUUACCUUCCUGCCAGAGUGGUACCUAUUUAUCUACUUGCACUUUGACGUGCUUUCGAACUGCUAGGUUGGCAGGAGCAGGGACCGAGCAAUGGGAGCUCACCCCGUCGCGGGGAUUCGAACCGCUGACCUUCUGAUGGGCGAGUCCUAGGCUCUGUGGUUUAACCCACAGCGCCACCCGCAUCCCUGCCUCAGACUGCAAGUACCACUGGCCUAUUCCCAGUCCUAUUCUUCUUCUGUCUUUCCCACUCAACCCAUUUCUUUUCUCCAUGAGGUGGAUCCUUUCUGAAUUUUAAACUUGACUUCCAUUCACAAUUAUAUUGACAAUCUCUUAGCAUUACUUACACAACACAACAAGGGCUGGAAAAAGAAUAGACUCGGUUUCCAGGACAGCUACAUUGGAUAAAGCAAGGGAAUCUCUCCCAUCCUCUUCAAAUGGGUGCCACACUUUGGACCAAUGCCCACAUGGCCUCUGGCAGUGAAAAAAGGGUACCCCCACUCUACUCCACUCCCUCUGCUCUUGUAGCUUUAAGGUGGGAUUUGUGCUGGUUGGCUAAGAAGUGAAGGCCAUUAGUGCAACUGAGUUCAGAAAGAGGCAGCUUAAUAGAAAAGAGAAUGAGGAUGGGAAGCGACAAAAAGAAGCUGCAAAUCCAGCUGAAGGAUCAUCUGUUGAAUAUCUUUUCACAGCUCAGCUCUUGCAAUGCAUAAUAUUACACAAAACAAUGAGUCAGCAUAUGCCCUGUUUUCUAACAAUAUUAUCCUGUUUACCCAGAAGUCCUUUUUAGUUUCCUGGAACAUAGUCUCUUUCUAGUAAGUGUGCAGAGCAUUGCAACCUAAUAACUCAAGCCAGUGAUGCAGCAUAAACGCUGCAGGAAAGGCUAUGCUCAAUUCAGUUCCAUUGUUUUCCUCUCUUGCUUUGAUGUGUUUUAUGGCUGUAAACCUUCUGUGCAGAAUAGGAAGCUGGAAAAGACAUUGUUCUAAUUGGUACCUAAGUUCAGUGUUACUUUUAAUGCAAGCGCAACACUUACUUAACCUUCACAACUGUUGGCAGUUGUUAAUUUUUUGGAUGCUGGUUACCUGUAUGUUCUGGGGGGAAAGAGAGUUGGGGAGAGAUGAACAGAGAAAUAGCCCUGUCAUGUGUUUCCAUACCUUUCCAAUACAAGUCUCUCUAGGUCAGUGUGACUUUUAAAGAAUAUGGCUAAAGCUGAGUAGGAAGCUGACUCAGACAAUUAGUCCAUCUAGCUCAGUAUUUUCAACACAGAUCGGCAAUAGCUUUACAGGAUUUUAGGCAGGAGUCUCUUCCAACCCUCUGUAGCUGCCAGGAACUGAACCCGGGAAUUUUUGUAUGGCAAGGCUGUGUCCUACCAAUAAGCCUUUCACCAAAGGGGAAAGUUUUCACCAUUACAAGGAAUACAUGGGUACAUAUGGUGUUCAGACAUGCACCUGCUAAUUCCUGUAACGUGCACCUGUGUUGGAAACGAGGGUGGAACACAUGUUGGCAUGGAAGCUCUUAUUACUGAAAAUGUCGUGUUUAAAAAUUCAACCUUUCGUAAAAUAAAACACUUCCUCAGAAAGCCUUUAAAAAGGAAAGGCAAUUUUCUUUUCAGUGCUUUAUGCUCUAAAACGGCCUCCCCUGUUUUUGAAACACAUUUCCUUGGCAUGCCUUACACAAUUUCUGUAAGCACCCUGAGUUUGUGCUCUCAAUAUUAGGCUUCUUCAAGCCAGCAAAAGGCCAGUGGAGUGGAAUCCCACAAAAGGAAACGAAACAAGAAGCAGGUGAAAAGAGAUUGGUUUUUGUGUGUGCGUUUGAAAAUAACACCAGCUACACCAGCAGCAUGUGCACAUUCAUCAGUCUUGAACUAAUAAACUUCAUUUUGUGUCUGUCUUUAGUUGCAUAUAGUCACGCUGCAAUCUUUUCCAAAGCAUACAGUCCGCCAUGGAAAUAAACCACCAAACGUAAUUUCAUUUGUGUCCUUGUUCUUGUGGUGUGACAGUAUGCAAACUACUAGCUAGAGAUGCGUGGUGGCUGAUAUCCAUGUAGUGGUCGAACUUCACUAUUGGAGAGCUAUAUGGAUACAGCUAUAGCAGACUUGUUUGGGCUACAGGACAAACAGAAAACCUAGGAUUUCCUGCUCUUACUUUGUGUUUAUAAUGGAGGUCUUGCGUACUUAUAAAAUGUGUCCCUGUGUGGCGCGCGUGUGUGUGUGUGUGUGUGUGUGUGUGUAUAGAUAUAUAUAUAUAUAGGCACUAGAGAAAUGCUUCAGGUCAAAUUUUAGAAUGAUGGCUAAUCCAGAGUAAAACAUGUAACACUUGAGUUGAAGUGAGCAAUUUACAGCUGUGUUGCUUGUGUUCUUUGAGAGCUUUAAAAAGUGCUUGUUAAAGCUGCUCCCGAGGUCUCACUUGCUAUAUAUUCUCUCUCCUGACUGGGAAUUCUCUCCCCUCUCUUUCCAUUCUAAUCCACCAUUUAAAUUGCUCUCCCCACAUAAUUCCUCAACACUUGGAUUUUAUAAUUCCUUAACUGUCUGCCUGUUUUUAUGCUCUGCUUCAUUUCAUUCUGCUAGCUUCACGGUUAAUAAGCAAACUUGUGCUACACAAGAGUUAAGAAUUCAUUGGUCAAUUAAAAUACGGCUUUCAAAAAAGCCUCAUGGGAGUCAUAGUUUUAUUUUUUUUACUCCUUAGCUAUCGGUUCAAAAUAUUGCAAUCCCUAUCAGUAGCAGCUCUCAGGGGUUUGUUCUGCUGUAGCCAAUGAAUGUUCCCGAGGAGGAAAGUCCAUUUCAUCAACUUCUGUUCAUGCUGUUUCUGCUUGUAAAUAUUGUUGCAUUCUAAGGGAUAUCAAUUUAUUUUUAAUGUAAUAAUUGGCUUUUUCAUUUGACAUUGUUCAUAUUGUAGGCAGCCCAAAAAGCCAAAGCAGAAGCUGAAAAAGCAGCACAGUUAGCUAAGGUAAGGUAACAUAACAUACAUUUAUGUUUUGAAUUGCUGUGCCCUGAACAAAUAUCUCAUAAGCAUUUACAUAUGUGAUGAAGCUUGCUUGUUUGACUAAUCAUUAUUUGUUUUAAACAAAAGUUCUGGGUUUCAUAAUCUAUAAGGUUUAAUUCAGGGCCUUCUGAAUGUGUUAUCAGUCUUUUAGGUUGCUUCCAAUGGGGUGUUGUGAUGCCUAUUCUGCAAUUUACAAUAACUUUGAAAAAGAAAAUAGUGGCUUUCUGACAGUAGCAGCUUGCCCAGUUGACUAUCCCUGCACAUUUCCCAUUUCUGCACAGUGUCAAAGGAAAGCAGCCUGAAAUUAAGUUGCACUGAAAUCAGUGGAGAUUACACUUAGUUCCUAGAUGCAUUUUAAUAAGAGUAAAUGAGCUCUUAGGAAAAAGCAGGAUACAAAACAAGAGGAAUAAAUAGCUUCCAUUAUGCACUUAAUCUGGUAUAAACAAAUAUGGUUUGUAAACUAUGUAUCAGUAAAUGGGCUUGCAUUAGCAUAGUGGCUGUUAGUUUUUAGGAACAUUGCCUGUGCAAAUGCAUGUCCACAAGAAUGUCAAUAAGGGGAGAAGACAGCAGCACCAGGAGAGCAAAUGAUGCAAAGACCCUCCCCGCACUCGGGGAAUGAAGAGUUAGAAUACAAGUCCCAUAGUUACUGGGCACAAAAUGAGUUGCACAGUAUCACUUAAAACCAUGACGAAAUCUGCACAUAUCACUUCUGCCUAGAAAUAACGAGACACAGGCAGGCCAUCCUAUGAUUCCUGUGAAUGUAUUUUGAUCCUUCAGGAAGACUUGUCAGAUGAAGGAGACGUGGGCUGCAAGUCAGUGCAGAUUCAGUCGAAGGCUUGCUUGCAGGGGCUGUGCCCAUCCCGGAUUCAUUCAGAUUUUGACAUUCAGACGGGGUGUUUACUUCACCAAGCACCCCUAAUUUUAAUGCAGUUGUGCUCAUAAACAUGUGAUACAAAUACAACUUUUGGAUUUUUGGACAACAUUCAGGCUUGUAUUGUUCCGUCACAGCGAAAAUACUUUUGACUAUUUCUUUCUUCGUUGUGCAGACUAGUUUGUUUACAUUUUAUCUGUAACUGUUUGUUUACAUUUAAAUUGAUCAAUUAUAUUGCUAUCUCUUUUCACACAGCCAGAUGAUUCUCAGUCUAAACGUUCAUCAGAAGAGAAGCAAAAAGAGCCUGGAGGGGUAAUUUUUAUUUUACUUACUAGGAGAUAUAAUUCUUUACAAUGCAAAUUUAUGUAAGGGCAUUCAUCUUUUUAUGUGUGUACAUGUAGGCAAAAAGCCAAAGCAAACCUUCUGUAGUGGAACCUAAGCAACCAAGUACUGGAAAAGUACCCUCUGGUCAGAUUGACAAGACAACAACACAGCUGACAUCCAAAGAAGAACCAAAGGUAAAACAUAAGCAGAAAAAAUUUCUUCAGAAAGCUUUAGAGUGGCACUCCCAAGGUUAGGUAUCUAAAGUGUUUGCCCCAAAGGACGGGACAAAAAUUGAAUAAAACCCAACUUUAACUGGACCAAUGCAUGGCUUAAUACCAUUUUAUCAUCAUAAAUAAAGGUAAAGGUACCCCUGCCCGUACGGGCCAGUCUUGCCAGACUCUAGGGUUGUACGCCCAUCUCACUUAAGAGGCCGGGGGCCAGCGCUGUCCGGAGACACUUCCAGGUCACAUGGCCAGCGUGACAAGCUGCUCUGGCGAGCCAGCGCAGCACACGGAAACGCCGUAUACCUUCCCACCAGUAAGCGGUCCCUAUUUAUCUACUUGCACCCGGGGGUGCUUUCGAACUGCUAGGUUGGCAGGCGCUGGGACCGAGCAACGGGAGCGCACCCUGCCGUGGGGAUUCGAACUGCCGACCAUGCGAUCAGCAAGCCCUAAGUUGAAUAAAUGAUUUGCAUUUCCCCUGCUUUUUUCUAGUUAAAAAUUAAUAUACUGUAAUACAUAAAUACACUUGGAUGUUUUUGUUUUUCUUUGCAGUAAAAUAAUUACAGAACAUUAAUAUAGUUCCCUGUAAGUGUUGAAUAAAAUGUGAUUUCUUAUAGAUAAUUUUUUUCUGCAAGGCUGACUUUGUAAUGUCUGGCUAUAUGUGCGCUUUCCAUUGUUCAGCUUCCAAGCUGUCAUGCAAUUAAAACUCCAGGAAGGGAAAACAUUAUGUCCAUGCUGCAACCUAGUUUUGUGUAGGUUGUAGUUGGGCUGCCUUAAAAUAUUAAUGGCAAAGUUUCACCUGGACCUCUCUAACUUUUCUCCACUUAAGGCUAAACCUGAUGACAAGUCAUUGCCCACCAAGGCAGCUGUUGCAGCUGCUGGCACAGCUGGAGCAGUAGCAGCUGCAGGCUUGACUGUUGCAGCUGCAGAGGUAAGUUUAGUGUUUGGCAUUAAUCGGAUGCAAAUGUAAUCCUAUGCUUAGUUUUCAGAAAUGCAUUCUUAUUUGCAGACUAAAGAAGGCAAAUUGCCAGCCCCAGCCCCAGCUGCUGCAGAAAGUAAACCAGCUGAAAAGGUAAGCAACAGUUCAUUUGCUGUCUAGUUAGAUCAGUGAUGGCCAAACUUGGCCCUCCAGCUGUUUUGGGACUACAAUUCCCAUCAUCCCUGACCUGUUAGCUAGGGAUGAUGGGAGUUGUAGUCCCAAAACAGCUGGAGGGCCAAGUUUGGCCAUCACUGAGUUAGAUCACUUCACAGAAUCAUAGAGUUGGGAGGGACCACGAGUGUCAUCUAGCCCAACCCCUUGCAAUGCAGGAAUAUUUUUUGCUGAAUUUGGGAGGGAUAUCUAUAAGUUACCUGAAGUGCCAUGUACUUCAUAAAAAUCUUUUUUUCUAGUCCGACAUAGAUGCUGCCUUAGAUGAUUUAAUUGAUACCCUUGGAGGUCCUGAAGAAAACGAGCCACCUACUCCUGAAUAUACUGGACCAACAGUUUCGGUAUAAGAUCUCCUGUAUUUAAACAGUCUUAUUUAUUAGGCCUGUGUUUGUGAGCUUAUUUGUUUUGGUAGCAGUAGCCUUUUUUGUAUAUGAAUUUGUACUUCAAAUCAUUAGUGAACUUGAUCUGAAUUGUACUUUAUAGGAUUAGACAGAUUCAUGGAGGACAAGGCUACAAGUGGCUAUUAGCCGCUGCUAUUUUUUUAGAAAAAGAGGUGCUGGAGCUCACCAUGAACUUCUCCCUUGUUCUCUUAGAAUGGUAAUGGCACCCACCUGAGAGGUGCUGGAACUGAGCUCUGGCUGGAAACAAAGCCCUGCUGCUAGCCAUGAUGUCUUACAUUCAACCUCCACUGUUGGGAGGCAGAGGAUGCCUAAGAAUGAACAACAGCUCUGAGCUUAUCCUUAGCAGGGAACUGCAAUUUGUUCUAAAGUGAAAGCAGAAGCUCUCUUCCUCUCCUUCUCACACACAUGGAAAAGUGGUGAAGGAGACGCAUACAAGCCUGAGGCUCAUGCCGUCUUAUUCGAAAACAUCUAAAACACAGUUUAGAAUGGAUGGAUGGUUGUCUGGACUGGACCUCUCCCUUUCUUUUCCUGUUGUUGAGAAUUAUGUUAUCUUCAUCCUCACCAUAAACUGGGCUCGGAGCCUAGAUUGAUUGUCAUUGGAUCUCUCCAUUUUCCAACUUCUAAAUUUAGAAAAAUACGUAAUGUGUUUGCAAAAACAGCAAGAUUUGUAGAAGUCAUUUCAGCAAUUUUUUAAAAAGCACCUGAAUCAAGGGAACCCAGUUAGGACCAAACUUGAAAACACAUAUUGGGAUUUAACAUGCAGUUGUUGUUUUUUGUUUUUUAAAAUACACUAGCAGUAGCUGGCUUGGGACCUGAUAAUUUUCCAGAUUGGGUAUAGAGGGGAAGUGUAACUCUUUAUUCCCACUGAGGAGGGAAUGUGUGAGCUUGAGACUCCUGCAAUCUUGUUCAUGGUAAUCUAAACCAGUCAUCCCCAUCCUUGUGCUUCCCAGAUGUUUUGGAUUAUAAUUCCCAUCAUCCUCAACCAGCAUGGCCAAUGGUCAGGCAUGACUGGGAGUUGUAAUCCAAAACUUCUUGAGGGCACCAGCUUGGGGAAAGCUGAUCUAAACUAUGGUUCACUGCUUGUGAACCUGCAUGGUUUAUAUUUUUAACCAUGUUUUUGAAUGAAUUGUUGUUGUUUUUUGCAGCAACUAGUAAGUUUAGGUGGUUAACAAAUAUUAAAUAUUUGAAUGUUAUUGUUCUCUGUUUUUUGUAGUAAAUCAUAAUCUUAUAUGAAUGAAUUGUAUAUAUUUAUACAUUAGUCAUUGAUUUAAAGAGUCAACAAUAUUUUUUACAUGAUGCAGGACCCAAUGUCUUCCUUAUAUAUAGAAGAGCUGGGUAAACGGGAGAGCACAAUUCCUCCAGAGUACAGAAAACUCCUAGAGGUAAGUAGUAAAACCAAAACUGUGUCUAGGAUGCUUUCUCUACUGCACAUUAGUUGCAGUACUCAUUCACAAAACUUUGUUUUUCAGGGUAAAGGAGAUGGCAAAGCAGUUCCCCCGCCAGUGGCAGUAGGAGAAUCUCAGGUAUGGUUUAUUUAUUUGUCACAAAGUGUGAAAAUGGAAAAUUUAUUACUGGUUUUUGAAGAUAUGCCUAGUUCUUUAUAAACUUUGCAUUGUAAUCAAUGGAUGGAUGGAUGGUGGUUUUACUCAGAGUAGACCUGUUAACAGACUGAACUUAGCCAUGUUAAUUAAUUUCAUUGGGUCAUUUCUGAGAAAAACCUAGCUGAAUAUCACCCUAAAUUACUUAUGCUUUAGUCCCAUUGAAAUCAGUUAGUAAUGACCUACAUGUGUCAAUGAGACUGGAUACCUCCAACACAUUGUGAGCUGUGCUGUUGCACUUGAGUAGUCUUGGUAUUGUUGAUAUAUAAAGGUUUAAAUGGUUUAACUACAACUGUGCAGGCUUAAUUGGCUUCUAGUAUACAGCUGUGGUUAAUGUAUGGCCAAUGCUAAAAUCUCUUCAUUUGAUUUAUGCUGAAGUCAGUAGCUAGACUCUAGAAAUUGAUAGAUGUUGCAUGCAAUAGAUAGUUAUGCUAGUUGAUUCACCACAACAUGUAAAGGUAAAGGGACCCCUGACCAUCAGGUCCAGUCGUGGCCAACUCUGAGGUUGCGGCGCUCAUCUCGCUUUACUGGCUGGGGGAGCCGGCGUACAGCUUCCGGGUCAUGUGGCCAGCAUGACUAAGCCACUUCUGGCCAACCAGAGCAGCGCACGGAAACGCCGUUUACCUUCCCGCCAGAGUGGUACCUAUUUAUCUACUUGCACUUUGACGUGCUUUCGAACUGCUAGGUUGGCAGGAGCAGGGACUAAGCAAUGGGAGCUCACCCCGUCAGUCCCUGAAUCAAGGGAUCAAUAUCUGGAUCCAGAUCAUAAUCUGCUAUUUGUCCAUUGCUGAUGCAGACUGCCACAGGGCAGAAUUGCAAACAACUGAUAGAGUCAGUUUAGAAUAGUCAUUCAGAAUAGUUUGUAAUUCUGCAGUUCCCUUAGCAGAUUGUGGGUUGCCGACACAAAUCAUCUGCAAAAUCCUCCUGUUUCUAUAAGCAGUCUCCCCAUCAAGAGGUAGAUUGUCAGCUCUUGACCGGAGAUGGCAACCUGUUUUUCUAAAAACUCCAGGGCAUAAAUAUAUUUAUGUGAGGAGAGUGAUUCUCACUCCAGUGUCUGUUCUUCUGCCCCAUUUCCCUUUCUGCUGCUACUUCAGGACUGGGAAAAUAAGCCACUGUAACUUCCACAGAGUUGCCAAAGUAAGAGGUGGUGUAUUUAGCUCAGGAUUUGACAACACUACAGCACAGCUCUGCAUCCAUAAAUGUGCAAAUGCCCGCAAACUGUAAGCUGCUGUUGGGCAAAUGGUUAAAAGUGUAACCCAGUUUGUGUUUUCAUUUAGCCAACAAUGACAGAUGAUGACCUUGCAGAUGCUCUGUCAUCUGAUUUUACUUGCAGUGCUGUAACAUCUGCUGGAGAGAAGAAAGACUUGCCAAAAGAGGUACCAAUUUUGCUAUCUUUUUGAAAGGGCCUCUUUAUUAGACAUACAAUCUGACUCCUGUGAAAAACUCAACACAUUUAAAUUGUUUCAUGUUUUAAAAGAAGCCUGCAGAAGAAGGUGAACUCCUACAAGCACAGUCUGCAAGUUCAAUCAGCAGUUCAGCUCCUCCGAAAGAAAAGAAAGCCAGAGUGGAAGAGGUAUAAAUUAAGUACUCUGAUCCCCUACCCCACUGAAAUAACCACACAGAACCUGCUAUCCUAAAAUAGUAUUACAAAGUUAUAGAGAGAGAAAGGGUGAGCAUGCAAAGACUCCCUGGGCUCCACAUAAAUUAUAUAUGCUCAAACUGUAAUAUAAGAGUCAGUGCUAAAUCUUGUUGUUUAGUAAAAAGGUAUUUAAGCUUUUGAAGACUGGGCUGCAACCUAUUGGAGGAAGGUACAUUUCUAUUAAGAAACCACCUGCCUGCCUGCAUCCCCCUUCUUUACUUCAGCAUCCCCCUUUGUCCAAUGGCCAAGAUGCCUUUAAAAUCUGGGGGAUGAUGAUGGUGCGUUUGCGCAUAAGAUUCCAGGUGUGCACACUCUUGUGGAUUGGAAACAGUUAUUGAUUUAAAAGUUUCACCUUUUUACUAAUCAAUUAUUCAUUCUGAAAUAACUUCAGCUUGGCUGCUAUUGUGAAAUUAUUUGGAACAGUACAGAUUAGAAGCUUUUGAACCUUUGGGUACACAGCCUGAAUCUGUAGUAAAAAGGUUCCAAACUAAAAUAUACUGCAAACAUGAAAUAUAGCCCUCAUUGUGGUCAUAAGUAGCCUUUUAAACAAAUGUGACGGUUAGGGAUUCAAAAUGUUACCUAUACUGUAUUGGCUGUUUGAGUCAGGAUGUGAUUUAACUCCCUUUGUUGCUCUAAGACAGGUAUCCCCAACCUUCGGCCCUCCAGAAGUUUUGGACUACAAUUCCCAUCAUCCCUGACCACUGGUCCUGUUAGCUAGGGAUCAUGGGAGUUGUAGGCCAAAACAUCUGGAGGGCCGCAGGUUGGGGGUGCCUGCUCUAAGAGGUGGUUUUUCCUUUCUGACAAAUGAAUGCUCCCUUGCUUUUCCUGGGUGCUGGCUUGGCUUCUGUUUUUACUUUCUGCUUGAGUAAGGUAUCACUGCAUAUAGCCUUUCCAUUGCCUACUGAUAUUAAGGAUACUGGAUGAGCUUAACACUAUAUUAUUUGUUUUGAAAUACUGUUAUCCUGCCUUCAAAAGUUAAAACUUCCUUGAGGUGGUUUGAGGAAGCCAAACAAACAAAAUAUGGUACAUUUUAUUUCUCAUAUAUGCAUUAAAAAAAGCCACAUUCACCUGCUGCGUCCAGAUAUUGGAGAAUAAUAAGCAUUAAGUAGCUGGAAAUAACACCCAGUCAUUUUAUUUACCUGAAGUUAGAUAGCAGUCCAACAACCUAUAGGUGAUUUAGUUAAAUGGGAAUUUAUAUCAGUGGACUUUCUCCAUAUAGUGUCAUUUUCUUUGUCUGAGUUCACCACUCUUGGACCACAAAUAAAAUACUUGGAUCAAGUUUCAAGACCCAGAGAUGGAUUUAGUAGUGGCAAAAUGCACAAGCCUCAGCCGUUCUGGUUCACUUACAUUUUAGCUUCUGCUACAGAAAAUCUAGAUUCCUACAGAUAUGGCGCUUGAAGUGGCUUGACAUGUUGCCCAAUAGCUGAAGAAUACACAGCUUACCCUCCUACACUGCAAUGUUUUAGACAGAGUGUCUAGAUUACAGUAUCCUGCUGUUUAAGGAUGCCAGAUUCAUCAGUGUACUGCCGUAACUGGAGUCCUAAUGAUCUCAGUAUAUACUGCAUCUAUCGUGAGACAUAUGCUGUUUUUAUAGCCCAUGGUCAUUUUUAUCACUUUGCGAUGCAGGCAGCCCUUAGUGACAGCGCCUUGGAUGCUCUUGUGGAUACGCUUGGCAUGCCAGAACCGGAACCAGAAGUAGACCUUAGCUCCAUUGUGGAAGUGGAAGAGGUAUUAUUUACACUGCAAAAUCUUGCAAAACAUGCCCGGAAAAAAUAUUGCUUUGUCUGCUGCUAGCAGAAACCUUUGAAAGCACUUUGAAUUCUAUGGUAGUAGUAGCUAGUGGCCUGCUUCUUUUCUGAACUACAAUGUAGCUUCAUCAAUGUGGGAAUGUGUGAGAAUGACUGGGAAGACUUCUGUUAACAAGCAGUUUUGCAGUACUGUAUGACCUUUUUUUAAAAAUAAAACACUCCCAAGGCUGCAAUCUUGUGCACAUCUAAUUGGGAAUGAGCCCAGCUGGGCAAGGCAAGACUUGCUCCUGAGUAAAUAUAAUAGGAUUGGAUUGCAAGUGAAUCAAUUGCUGUAUAAAUAAUUAGUACAUGAUUGAUACCACUUAAAGUCUUGAAACUAUGUAGACAUGCAUAAAUUAUGGAUGACCCUUGGGGUCCUUUCCAACGCUACAAUUCUAGGAUUCUGUGCCCCAUUGACUUCAAUGUGUUAAAUGCAUGAUGAAAAUGUUGCUUGUGAUAGUAAUUCAGCUGAAAAAUGCUUACUUUUGGCUGGAUUACUCUCUUCGGAUGUGUAGCAAAAGCAACAGGAAAUAUGCAAAAAGUGCUAUAAAGGAAUACUUUAAUUCACAGAAAAUGCCCAAUGCAUUUUAAGUUUUGCCUAGUUAUUUCUUCAAGCUUUUAGAGUUCCUAUAAAAGAAAUAAGAGUUCUUUCUUAGUUAAUCUUGAGAAACAAAGCUGACAAGGCUAGAAAUGUAUUGGGCUACUUCAGAUAAAAUGUGUUUUUUAUUAGUACUUUUAGGAUCCUCCACCUCUGCCCCCGAAUAAAUGUUACAGAUACAGAACCUACAACAGUUCUUUUGCAUCUGUAAUAUGUACGUAUGCUAUUUUAUUUAGUUUAGGAAAAAGGAAAAAUAUAGAUUCAAAGAUUAUGAGUUGCCUGCAGGAGAAAUGGGGGUUGGAGGAAGCAGAAAUAUGCCAAAUAUGAGGGGGGGUGUAUGCAUAGAAAUAUGUUUAAAAUUUAACACAUUUCUAUGGCACAAUCACCCUGACUUCCAGCUUGCUUGCAAAAGAUCCAGCAAUGCAAUUCAAGUGUUGACAUGUUGUGAUUCUUUCUAUUCAGCCAAAGGCCAAAGAAAGGAAGGAGAAGAAACCUGGUGAACGCGACGAUACAAUCCCUCCUGAGUACAGAUUAAAACCAGAAUUGGUAAAAUUCUCAUCUCUACUUUUCAUUGCAUAUGCUAUAAAAUCUCAGAUUUUACUAUACUGAGCCCAUGUUAAGAAAAAUCGAAAAACAUUAGCUCUUUCAGCUCUCUGUACUCCCUGCUGGCUAUGAUCCAGCAGCAGCAAGCUAGAGCUAGAAAGCCCCCUCCUCCAAUUAUUUAAAUGCAUCUUCUGUUGUCCACCUGCAGAUCAGAGUAUUGCAAGCGAAUGCUUUUGAAGGCAGUUUAGAAACUGCAACUAAUGCAGAAUCCCAUGUGCAGAUGGUUGACUGGGACCAGAUAGUCUGAAUGCAUAAAACUGAUUCUAUCCCAGUUAAUUCAGCUAUCAGUUUCUACUAUCAAUUCACAGUGCUGAUUUCUACAGCCUUCUACAGCUUAGGACCCAAAUACUUUAGGGCAGAGAUUUUCAACCUUUUAAAGUCCACGGCUCCCUUGACAAACUACAUUCUUUCUGCAGCACCCUUGUGGGGCUCAGGAGCCCAGUUACGUCACCCCUUGCCUGCAGAGCUGGCAGCAUCUCACCCUUUUUCAAACACCCUCCCUUGUGGAGUGUUCCCUCAGCUGCCGCCUCCUCUCCCCUCUCCUUGGGAGCCCUCUGGGCAGCCAUUGCUGCUACCCCUGGUCUCUGAGCUGCCCCUCUGCCCCAAAGAGAGGUGCCUCCUCACACUGCCCCACAAGGGCCUGGGACUUAUCAGUCUAUUUCCAACAGCAAGGGCUGGUGGACAGGUGGACAGGGCCCCCUUACCCACUUGGUUGUUUACUCCGAGGUUGCCUCAGCUCCUGGCAACCAGCACCCCCUGACCAGCCCCAGAGGCACCAUUUUGCCUGGGUAGCUUGUAGCCACGGCUGCUGCAACAAACAGCUGUGCGAGCCUUUGGGAGGCAGAGAUGCGAGAGGGCAUCAGAGGAGGGAGGGAAGGAAAGAAGGACAGAGGCCACGGUUGCCAGUGGGCCUCCAUGACCAUCAUCCAAGGAUGCCAUGGCACACUGGUUGAAAACCACUCCCUUAGAGAGUGCUUUCCCCCAUAUGAACCUACCUGGACCCUGCAAUUGUGUGUGUCUGGGGGAGGCGAGGAUAGAAGCAUCUGAUCAUUUUCACAUCAGAAGAGUGAUGAUUUCUUAGCUACUCCUUACAGUUAUUUUCAAAAGGUAGCCAAGGAAAUGUGAAACCAGAAAUAAUCACUAGUGUAUGUAGUUUCUUCUCUUCCUUCAGCCUGAAUUAUUCUUUUGGCUCAGCAUUCUUAGCUAGUCUUAUAAGUGGAAUUCCAAAAUGAAAUAUGUUCAGUGGAGAAACUCUGGGGAUAUUCCCCCCCCCCCCAUUGCGGGGACUAUUUGGAUCCCUCUGGAGAAUUUAAAUAAAACAACAACAACAAUGUAGAGUAUCUUAAAUUUGGUGCAGUGUAAAUGUCAAAGUUAACCAUAAUUCUGCCUGUUUAUUUUUAGGAUAAAGAUGGGAAGCCCUUGUUGCCAAAGCCUGAAGAAAAACCAAAGGUUCUUAAGUGUUUCUAUUAGUUUUACUUUCCUUCACCUGUAUUGUAAAUAAAUGAUGAAGCUGAACUUUUACAUAUUAUUUUUCUGUGAUUUCGUAAUGCCUGAGAUGUUUUAGAAGGAAGCAUAGUAAACUUCAAAAGGCAGUUUCUAACACAGAUGGUUUACUUAAUAUUUGGGAUCAGUGCAAAAUGAAUAUUUGAAUUCAGAGGCACAUUUUGUGUUGGUCUAAAUUGAUUCCUCUUUUGCUAUUUUAGCAUUGUGGCACAAAUGCCUAUUGCUCAAUUACUGAAGACAAUUCGGCCAUUUAUCUUUGUCUCAGUGUUUAAACACUUACUUUGCUUUAUGGCGGGAGUAUCCAAUGCAGUGUCCUUAAGAUGUUGUUAGACUACAACUCCCAUCAUCCUUUGCCAUUGGCUAUGUUGGCUGCAGCUGAUCGGAAUUUGAGUCCCAACAACAUCUGAAGGGUGCCAUGUUGGUGACUCCUGUUUUGCGGUAUAAUUAUGCAGGCAUACUCCUGUUUUGUGUUUCAUAGAUAUAAAAUAGUUCUAAUACAGCUGAGUCAAAUCAAAGGUUGGGUGCUUUUUCUGCAAACAUUAUAUACAUGCACACAUGCUGCAGCAGCCUUUAUGUUCCUAACUUUAUCAGGUGAUCUUUUCUGCCAGCUUGUGCAGUGUUAGCUAACCUGUUUAGGGGGUGGACUGAAUCCCCAGAGAGAGGAGAGCCAAGAUUCCCUCUUUCUCCCUACAAUUACAGGUGGUCAGUAUCACACUGACCUCCUGCUAUUUCUGCUGUAUAUGCAGAUUCAAAUCCAUUGUAAAAGAAGUGCAAGCAUGCCAUGGAGGCCCUGUAAUCUGAGUUCCAGCUGCCCAACCACCAUUUUCUUCAUCUCAAGUUUCCUCUAUUGUAUUCUAACAACAACAACAACAAAUUUAUUAUUUAUAUCCCGUCCAUCUGGUUGGGUUUCCCAAGCCACUCUGGGUGGCUCCCAAUAGAAUAGUAAAAACACAAUAAAACAUCAAACAUUAAAAAAUUCCCUAAACAGGGUCGUCUCCAGAUGUCUUCUAAAAGUCAGAUAGUUGUUUAUUUCCUUGACAUCUGAUGGGAGGGCAUUCCACAGAGUGGCUGCCACUACCGAGAAGGCCCUCUGAUAAUUGAUAAAUGCCACUUCUUAUGUCUGUUCUUUAUUUUAUCAGCAACACAGUUCCGGUCUUCCUCUCAUUUUUUGUUUUUGUUUUUACAGCCUCUUAGCGAUUCUGACCUAGCUGAUGAAUUUUCAAAAGAUUUUGCCUGUCCCACUCCUCCCGCAGAAAUACCCAAACCAUCUACACCUGCUGAUGUGCCUAAGGUGAGUUUACUUUGCUUAGGAAACCUGCCUUAAAAUUCAGAAUCUUUCAUUGCAUUGGAUGCAGAGAAUUAAAGGUGGAAUAAGCUUAAUUCAGGUAUAGCAUUUCCGUUCCUCCUUUCCUCCCUCAUAUUCCUCCCUAUGUGUCACUUGUGUACUUAGUGUGAGAGCAAGGUGAAAAUGUGGGUUGGGAACAUACCAGGGGCCAGGGCUGGUGGUGUGCAAAGCCACACAAGGGUUGAGAGUUAUAUCAGCUGCUUAAUAUAAGGCCAUGGGAGGUGUGCACAAAGAUGGCAGGUGGGUGGGCCAUCCAUGCUGUGGUCUCCUGUGAAGCCCACUUACUCAUUGGGAAUGGAGGUUUAGGUGCUACUAUUUCUGCUGUUCUCAAGCUAAUAAUAGAUACCAGUUUUCAAAAUCCAUUAGUUGCUGUUUUCUUUCAGAAGCCAGAAGCUGCUGAGCCCCCCAAAACUCCCAAAGAAAAUGUGGCCACAUCCCCUGCAGUUCCUUCAGUGCAACCUUCAGCUCCAUCAGGAGUUUCUACAGUGAGUAGCUUCUUCUGGAUCCAAAGCCAAGCCCAUAUUUUGGGGGCACCAGCCAUACCUGUGUAUGUCACUCUGUAGCACUGAAUGACUCUGUGUUUGCCUUGUGGAAGUUAUGUUUUGAGGUGCUACAGAGCACUGUUCGGUCCCCAAUGCUUUUUAACAGCUAAACGAACCUGUUGGGAUAUUUGAAGCAUGAUAUCUACAGUAUAUUGAUGACUCUUGGCUUGAUUUCCAUGUAACAGGCAUGGAUGUGCAAGUCCUGAGCUAUCAUCUGGAUGCAGUUUUGGGCUAGCCGGGGGCCACUAAACUGCAAAUGAAUCCUACCAAGACAGAUGCCCUGUGGAUGGGUGGCUUUCAGGUCCAGGAAACUGACCACUUGCCUGUUCUGAAGUCACACUCCCUUUGAAGGAGGAAGUUCAUAGUCUAGGGCAGGGUUUCCCAAACUUGGGUCAUCCCUAGCUAGCAGGACCCAAUAGUCAGGGAUGAUGGGAAUUGUAGUCCAAAACCAGCUAGUGACCCAAUUUUGGAAAACCCUGAUCUAGGGAUACUUAGCGAGGAAGCUGGUAAAAUGUGGGUUGAACGAAGUAACUGUUAGGUGGAUUUGUAGCUGAUUGACUGACUGAACCCAUAGAGUACUCAUUAAUGGGGUUCCUCAUUAUCCUGGAAAAACGUGACUAGUGGGAUGGCACAGGGCUCUGUCCUGGGCCUGUUGUUCAACAUCUUUAUAAACAACUUAGAUGAAGGAACUGAGGGGAUGUUUAUCAAAUUUGUGCAACCCUCUAGCAGCUAUGGUGCUCAUGUACCAGAAGUAAUGUAUUUAGCAUUAACUCUGGCAGUAUAUACUUGAUUCUGACCAAUAUGACCAGUAUACAGUGGUACCUCAGGUUACAGACACUUCAGGUUACAGACUCCACUAACCCAAAAAUAGUACCUCGGGUUAAGAACUUGGCUUCAGGAUGAGAACAUAAAUCGUGUGGCGGCGGCAGGAGGCCCCAUUAGCUAAAGUGGUACCUCAGGUUAAGAACAGUUUCAGGUUUGGGAACGGACCUGCAGAACGAAUUAAAUUCUUAACCCGAGGUACCACUGUAUACUUGAUUCUGAUGUAUAUUUUGCUCUAGGAGGCUUAGUUCGGUUAACACUAAAUACAUCAUUUCUGGUAAAUGAGCUACCAUAGCCGCUAGAGGGCUGUGCAAAUAUGUGUCCUGGGCUUUUUAGACUCAUCUUGUUCCUGCUAUCUUAUUUCAGAAGCCCUCAGCAGCUGAAUCCAAAAAGAUUUCUACAGAAGAAGUAGUGUCUGCUGCUGCUGCUCCUUCUGUGGCAUCUUCAGCUCCCUCAGUAACUUCUCCAGUGAGUAACCAGUUGUGAAGGUCAACAAGUAAAGGUUCAAGUGCCACUUAUAGAAAAAUUAGAAUGACUGAUUUUGCAGGGGUUUCUUAAUACAUAUGCACUGCACAUUGCUUCAAACUGUUGGUACAAAAUUGUUUGCCAUUACUUACUUUUCUUUGGGAUAUUUAGAUUGUAGAUUUUCUCUCCCUUUGCUCAUUAACUGUUGGAUGUGUUUAACUAUGAGUGCAGCCUGCUAAUGGGAACGUUUAAAGUCCCAUUGAAUUUAAGAGAACCUUGUGUGAAAGUAGAUCUUCAUUUUAAGUGGGCCAAGCUAGCAAAGAUUCCAUGUGGAUUUUGCCAGUGCACAUAACAGAAAACUAAUUUAUAAUUGUGAAAAAGUUCUGCACUAAGGUACUUAGGCUAUCCUAAGCAGACAGUUGCUCAAUAGCAGUCCGUGCUGUCAGGCAAAGCCAUCCUGUUGACAUCAGGGUGACUGCAGCUUCCUUGGAUGGUGCUGGGACAGGGGGAAUUUGAUGACAAGGGUAGAGAUCUGUCAGUCCAAUGGAGAGGGAAAACUGGUCUGGCUCCACUGGUGUGCUUGUGUGGUUCCAACCCAGUCCUGUCCAUGUAAGCUGGUAUCAAGAAGGUGGUUCUGGGGCUCCACCCAACCACAUGGGCCACUCCUGCAGUCAGUUAAUCAUAUUAAUACUGCUUUGUAGAAUGCUGUCCCCAGGGAAGUUCAGCUGGUGCCUUCACUAUACACCUUUGGGUGCCAGGUGAAGACAUUCCUCUUUAACCAGGCCUUUGGCUGAUUGACAUCCAAUGCACUUUAAAAUGUGUUGUGGAAGGGGGAAAAUUAUUGGUUUGUUCUUGUUUGUAUUAUGCACUUUGUGGUUUUUAUAUUGUAAUUUUAUGAUGUGAUCUGCCCUGAGAUCUAUGGGCAUAAGAUGGUAUACAAAUAAAUAAAUAAAUAAAUAAAAGUGAAUCACCUCCCAUAAAACUAAUACUUGGGUAGUUAAGUUUUAAUAAAUGUAUUUGUUUGCCGCUCCAUCGUUUGCACUCUUAAGAAUAUUGCUUCAAACAUUGUUUUCCAAAGCACUAAGCUGAUUUAAAAUAAUAUUAUUUCUAGACUUCACAGGUACCUGACGAAGCUCUGGAAGCCUUAUCUGGAAGUCUAGGAAAAGUGGAGCCUCACCCAGAAGAAAAGAAGCCUGCUGUCGAUAAAGUGAAGGUAUGCAAAAGUCCAGGGGGCGUAUCAAACAUCUAUCUGUGUGUAACUAUUGGGUCCUCUCUUACUCUCUCUUGGGGGAGGGUACCAAAUUGUUAAAGAACCAUGGAUUUCUGGCACUCCUGGGGGUCCGAGCUCAUAGGAGGCAGCCAUUUCUCACGGCAGGAAACAGGAAGUCCACAGAAUGCAAACUGGACUUAAAACUAAUUUUUUGGAAUACCAGUAAGUAGAGUAAGUGGGCAGUUCCAAUAAGCUGUGUUUUAGUUGAUUGAAACUUUAAUUAUACAUAAAUAAAUAAAUUGGCGUAUACACUUUCAUAUGCUUCUAUGCUACAUGUACUAUUAUGAAACCAAAUGACUGGGGACAGUCUCUCUUUAUACAUGUUGAGAGCUUUCAUUUCCCCCUGCUCAUCCAGGAGAAAGCAAAACAAGAGGAACGUGAGAAACUUGGAGAAGAUGAAGAAACCAUUCCUCCUGAUUAUAGAUUAACUGAAGCAAAGGUGAUUGAUUUUCACUUGUUGCAUGAUCUUUUAAGUCAAAUUAAUUGGAUGAGUAGCAUCUCUAAUAAUUGUAUGUAAUUGUACACCUUAGGUACAAGAUAGAAAACAUUUUGUGUCAAUGAGUGAGAGAGGGUGGGGGCGAGUGUGGUGUUCAGUUUUUCAGGAAAUUGUUCAUAGAAUAAUCAGCAAAGUCCCAGCCCUACUCUAGUCUAUUCUCUUAGCAAUAGAGAUUGUCUUGCUUGGAUGAAGCAGGAAUUAAAUAUACAGCCCUAGGCCAUGGAGGGCACACCCAUGAUUGGGGGCAGUGCAGUUGAUCCAUUCUAAUACUCAUAAGUAGGCAGACAGCUGCAUUUUACUGUAACUGAAGCUCCGCCGUCAACUUCAGAGGCAGCACUGAGUAAAUCACACACCAUAUGAGUCCUGCUUGGAGGUUACAAAAGCAUGGAGCAGUGUAGCAAGAACCCCUCUAUUCAUGAUGAGUGGGUCCUAUCUAGGACAGGCAGUUGGUUAAAAGUGCAGGAACGUGCUUAUCAAAAAACAUAGAGUCCAAAACCACUUUCAGGCUUUCUACUGUUCUGAUCGGUUAGCAUUGCAUUUUAUACAUAAUGAUACUGUGGCAAAUUCGGUCACCUGUCAUAGCUCAUUUGUAGCAGUUAACCAGUGUCAUAUUUUCUCUGCAGGAUAAAGAUGGGAAGCCACUUUUACCAAAACCUCAAGAAAAACCUCAGGUUGGUGAAAAAAUGCUUCUAGCAGGCUGAUUUACAUUUUUUUAAAAUAAAGUUUACGAAGCACAAAAUUUAUUACAACCAGGGACUGGACAAAUGGUUGGCAUAUUCCUUCUACAUUUCCAACACAAAACUGAGAAAAAGUAAUAAAGUGUUUGGUUUCCAAUUAGUUUUCAAGAAUAAGACGGAACAUUUGUUGUGUUCUAAUAUAUAUAUAUUUAUUUCUAGCCCUUGAGUGAAAGCGAACUUAUUGAUGCUCUGUCAGAAGGGUUUUCUAGUUCUUCAGCACCAACAGCAAAGGCUGCCCCAACAGCUGCACCUCAGGUAAGGUGUGUGUGUGUUUAAAAAAGACUUUAUUUAACUUUUAGGCGUAGUGCGAGACAGUUACAUACAAAGAAUCAUAGAACUGUAGAGUUGUAAGGGACCUCAAGGGUCAUCUAGUCCAACCCCCUGCAACGCAGGGAUCUAAACUAAAGCAUCCAUGACCAACCUCUGUUUAAAAACCUCCAAGGAAGGAGUCCACCAUCUUCCGAGUCCCUUCCAACAGAUCUUACUGUCAGAAAGUUCUUGCUGAUACUCUCUGUGAACAAUGUACACACAUUCUUGAUUUGCUGUUAUUUAAUACCGAUCUGAACAAACUGUAUGGGAUGCAGGGCACAUGGCAGUGAGCUGACUGUAGCCCAAACUGAUGUGGACACAGUGUGAAACAGAUACCUGGUUCCUGCCACCUGAUUAUCCUUCACUGUCUUCUGGCACGUGUUUAUGAACCCAUUGUUUUUAUUGUAGAAACCUACAGGUGCUGGCAAACCUGCUGUUGCACCUACCGAAGAAGUGAUCUCUUCUGCUUCUGCUUCUGCAGUCCAUUCAUCGGCUCCUCCGCCACCAGCAGCUACCCCAGUAAGCAGAAUAAUAUUUCCUCCCUGCUUUAGUUUCUGUGACCAAAGCCUUUGACUGCAGUUUAUUUUCCCUUUAAAAACGCUUGGCCUCCUUAUCGUUUAAAGGCUUGUUGAUUAUAGGAACAUAGGAACUGCCUUAUUCCAAGUCAGACCAUUGGUCCAGCAAGUUCAGUGUGGUCUACAGCAGCCUUAACCAACUUGGUGCCUUUAAGAUGUUUUGGACUACAGUCAUGGGAGUUGUGGUCCAAAAUCGCUGGAAAGCACCAGGCUGAUGGAGACUAGCCUUCAGUGACAGACAGUCUUUCCUAGCCCUACCUGGAGAUGUCAAGGAUUGAAUCUGAGACCUUGUGCAUGUAAAGAUGCAGCCAUAUCCCUCAGUUGUAUUUUGGAGUUCAAAAUGUCUGUGCAUAUAACCAUCUUUGGAACAAUAAUUGUCAUUUUUAUAUGGGAUGCUAUUUUUCAAUUUUAAGGUAGAGUGGCUAGCCUCUUAAGUGCUUUUAGUAAUGUUGAAUCAUAGUUUGAGGCUAAUCAAAUUUGUUUUACAGAGAGUUAUAAAACAGUUAUGGGUUGAGGUACACUGGAAGCCAAAGUUGCUUGCUUGCAGCUGAAUGGUUUGGUUUUUUUGCCUGGCUAUGCAUAUUUUGUAACUUUCCAAAGUUUUUUGAGUGCUCUGAAGUUAACUUUCUAUCAUGCUGACUAAAGCAACUCUGAUACCUUUGACGUUUUUUAUUUCUGAGAUUGCAUGUGGCAUAUUUUGUUUUUGCUCUUCUCAAAUCUGUUAGGGUAGGAAAGAACUCGAUGAUGCAGCAGAUCUUCUUGCAGAUUCAUUGGGGCAAAGAGAACCUGACCCAGAUGAAAACAAACCACUUGUUGAUAAAAUAAAGGUGAGAAAAGUGUUUCUUUCCCCCCUGCAGUACAGCUGACUUGACAUGGUUGUGGGUACCAUAUUCAUCUCCCAAAUCUGCAUAGGAAGCUGAGAGAACUGAGCCGGGUGGUGGUGGUGGUGGUGGUGGUUUUGGUUUGUUUGCUUUGGGGGCUAGGGGUUCAGUCUAUGGCUUUCAAGGUCACCCCCUCACCAUUGCUAGCCCACCAUACUACCUCCCUUGUCUUUUGCAACACUUGAGGGCAGAGUGAGGGUCUUCUGAUUUCUGCAUAUUGUACAAGGUAUAUUUAGCUAUGAAAGCAGGGGUCUAUGCGGGGUAUUUUUUGCAUUUCAGGAGGUCCCCUUUCAUGGAAAGUGUUUCGUGGCUUCAAUUGAACUGAAUUUGCUUUCUGUUAAUGUGACAACUAUUUUUUUAAUUGCCAAAGGACGUGUGUAAAUAUAAUAAACCUCUAUUUUUGCAGCGUUCUUUCUGUCUUUGGAUUGUUUUUCAUAAAGUACAGCCUGUUCACAAAUAAGCAGGGAGGCGGGGGGAAUAUUUAUUAUGUAUUCAAUUUAUAUCAGCCCUUCCUUCUGAGAUAACCCAGGGCAGCAAACAUUGCAAUGAUAAAAUGUUAAAAAUAAGUUGUUACUACACAAAUCGCUAUUUUGUGUUUAGUUGUCAUAGGGAAGCUCUAAUGGACUAUGUUACUUUUUACAAUAUUUGGUGUGAUAAUUGUGUUCAUUUGGGGUUUUGUUUCAUGGUUGGUUUUUUUCAAAAUUUAUGGCAACUUUUUUUUGUAUUUUCUACAAUUUGAGGGCAAGUUUAGAUACUGUGUUCUUUGGGUUGAGCGUUCCAGAAAAAUUAAGAACACGACCUCCUGUUGUUGCUUUUACAGGAAAAGGCUAAAUCUGAGCAUAGAGACAAACUUGGAGAGAAAGAUGAAACAAUCCCUCCUGAUUAUAGGCAUAUUCUUGACUCGGAUGAGAAGGUAAACUGACAAUGAACAUGCAGCUUCUUGACAAAUAAUAGAACCAAGGAAGGGAUCAGAGGGAAGUCAAUCUGUUUUGUUUUGUUUUUGCAUUGUUGUUGUUGUUGAUGUUGUUUUUUUGACAUUUGUGGAAAAUCAAUAAAAUGUUAUUUAAAAAAGAAAAUAAAAAGAGAGAGAAGGUAAGCUGAUCCUUUCUGAAUCCAAAUUCAUCUAUACCAGGGUGGGGAACCUGUGGUCCUCCUGACAGUAUUGAGCCUUAACUCCCACCAGCCCUGGCCAUUGGCCAUUCUUGAUCGGGGUGAUGGGAGAUGGAGUCCAGCAACAUCUGGAGAGACAACAGUUUGCCACCCCUAAUCUAUAUUGAUAGAUUUUGCACAUAUAUGUUUAUAAUAUAUCAUAUCAUGUCCUAUCAUAUUUCCAUACUGCUCUUCAUCCAAAGAACCCAGGGUGGUUUACAAUAUAAAAUAUAUAUUGAGGGCCACAUUUUACCAUAACAGAAAUGAGGAACCAGUGGAUCUUAGGUAGUCAAGUCCCCAUGUUGUUUUAAAACGAUAUUUUAUAAUGCACCUUAUAAAAUAAAGUCAGUAAAAUAAACAAUGAUACAUUUUAUAAUGCACAUUUUAAAAACUGGCUUUAUUUUGAAAAGGUUUAGGCUAACUGGUUUAACUUAAGAUGUUUAUCUUAUUUUAUAGGUAAUUUUAAAUUUUGUAGGAUGCAAAUCCUGCAAUAAAUAAAUAAGUAAAUAAAUUCUGCUUUUUGUUGUUGAAGGGGAAGCCAACAGGCAAGGAUGCUGAGAAACCCAAAGAACAAAAGGUAAGAAGGCGCUGCUCUUAACUAAAUGCUAUUACUUGCCUGUGGGUUGCAUUUACGUAGCUAUUUGGAAGAGGGCUGUUCCGCUAUAAAAGCUCCCAGAGUGGCUUACAUAAAAUGAGUAUCAAACAAGAUAAUCCCCAUGAGCAGGAUUACCAACUAAAAGGCACAACACAAAAGGAAAGAAGAAUGGGAGAGGAGAGGAAAGAAAACUUGAGCACUAAUUUUUAAAGUUACAAAUUUCUUAUAAUGGCAACUUGAAUGAAAACCAAAUGAAAUGGUUUUUCAGAAAAGCAGAUGAAGUAGCCCUCCCUCUGCUCCACACUGCUGUUCUAACUCAAUUCAUUCUACUUGUGGCCAAUGAGGGACUACCACAGACCUCAAAAAAAGAAACCUGUACAAUGAUAAUUCAGAAAAGGUUCCUUAUUUUAAUGGCACCUGCUGAUUUGGUGGCACUUAUAGUAGAAGCUUAAAAUUCUUUUUUGGGCGUAGAACCAACCAUUUAAACAUUGGAAAUGGGAGGCUAUGUUUAAGUAAGGCGUUUAUUUUCCAUAUCACUUAAUACUCACAUUUUAAAAAUAUUAUUUUUUUAUUGCAGAAGCCAGCUGAUGACUCGGCAGCUAUUGAUGCCCUUUCAGGGGACUUUGAUAAUUGUGGGAAACCUCCUGUUUCUCAGCCUUCAACAAAGGUGAGGAAGCCCAUUUUUAAGAUGCUCCUUAAAUCACCAAGUAAGCAUAAGUGAAAGCAAAGAUUGCAACAAAAACCAACAGGCUUUUAUGCAUGCUACUAAAACUGCAACUGGUUGUUAAUAGGCAACUGACAAAUGAGAUUCCUGCUGUUUUUAUUUGCAGUUCAACUGCUCUGAGCAAAAUAAUGCUGGUGCCGCUCUGAAGAUGCACAGUAUUAAUUAGCCUGGUUAAUACAUUGUUUUAAAAAAUAUAGUCACCCCUUCUCGUUUCCACUUUCUGCAUAUGACUUUGCUCAAGAGUGACAUCUACCUGUAGAUGCCCUUGCAUUUUCUUUUCUGUCUUGCAGAAUUUAACUUUCCCACUGCCUUUUUGUUUCAGGAGUUUGGGCUUUGGCCUCCUUAAGGAACGAAGACUUUAUUACAUCUUAAAACUGGUCUGUGUUUCUACAGGCAAAAACUCUUUUGACUCAUUCAGCAUUGCUGCUUCUGUUGGCAGCCUUGCCCUUAACAGGACUGCCACAAAGAGGUUGUUCUGAGGUUGAUUCCACUUGGGUUUAUAAGGCUUUGAAUGUAAUGUAAAGAGUUUCUCUAGAAAAGGGAGACUUUAUGCUGCUUUUAUCCAAAGAUUUCAGAAAUAAUCAGUUUAUUCAUUUCAUGGAGGUUACCCUCCUUGGAACAUUAGCCGGAGUUUCUUAAAGGCCAAUAUAAUGAAAGUGUUAAAUACCCCUUAAUUACAUCCAUGCAGAUAAUUGAGCUUUAUUGGCAAUCAUUAACCACUUGAAUGUGAAUCAUAGAACUCCUCCUGUUGAAGUUUCCAUCUCUCCAUUGGACCCCCAAAAAUAAUGGUUGGCUCUAUUUCACAUUUCCCUCUACCCUUUUGGGCACAUAUCUUAUGCUUGCUAAAACUGUAAACUCUUGUGACAUUUAAAGACCUUUUCUCACAAUAAAGCUGUCUCAAGCAUGGACGUAUUUAUGGAACUGCCUCUCUUACCACUCAAAGGGCCAGUUGUUGUUUUUUUGUAGAAGGCAGCCUGUUUGUCUCCAACACAAUGGUGAAUAUGCAUGAUUCUUCCAAGUGUCUUUUUCUGUGCCCAUCCAUUGAAAUGACUGGAGCUUAUUCCAGAGUGUAAGAUGAGUUUAUCCCAUGAACAGUAUAUAUGAAAUGGUAUCAUCUACCUACCCUAUAUUUUGAACUGGCAGAAAGUCUCAUUAUCUUUUUUGGCAGGAAUAAAACCAGCUUUGGUGUGAUGGGCAAUUUUAAUUGGGAAACAGUAUGUAGGGUACAAGGGGGGGGGGAGAAGUUGCUUUCUCCUCAGACUGUUUUCCUCUUCUGAUUACAGCCUCAGUAGUUGUAUAAAAGAAAGAUGGUGUCUCCUUAAAAGAACCAUGGAACUAUAUGGAACUCAGAGUUUUGCCCUUAGAGAGUGGCUAGCUUUAGGGUGUUUACCCCACCUUGCAAACUGCUGCCUGGGUGUGCAGCCUUUCCAGAUUAUUCAUGUCAGCAUUCCAGACUCCCAAUUGAUCCACUUUGUGUGGCUCUCGCGGAAGUAACAGUUUCCUCAAAAAAUCUUUUACCAAACUCUUUCAGACUCAGGUGUGUUUUAAUCCAAAUACUCAGGAGGUUUUUCUCUCUGGUAUAGGAUGAAAAAACAAAAGAUGCUGCCACAUCAAAACCAGCUAGAAAAGAUGAAAAGAAAUCCAAAUCCAGAAAGGUAAGAAAUUGUUGAUUAGAAAGAUGAAAUUUUGCAGAGUGUAGUUAGACCAGCCACGGCCCAUUUUAUAAACUUCAGGCAGUUCUGAGACACUCUGCACAAUUCCUCAACACUUGUCUUCCACAUCUACUGCAAGCCAGGAGGCUUGUCCUCCUUUUCCACCAUCACUGGAAUAGAAAUCUUCACAAAGCUGUUGUUGUGCACUUUUGGAAGGAUUUGAGAAUAGGGGAGGGAAUGAAGAGAGGUGGGAACAUUGGUAGGAGAAUUCUGGGUAGGCAUGUUCUGUCUUAAGAGGUAUAGUGCACAUACCCUCAUGGUAUAUUCCAACCCUCUCACUGUAUGUUGUGAGAGUGCCAAACUGAGGACCAAGAUUUCUAUGACUUCCCCCUAAUCUGUGGCAUUUUAGCCACAAAACAUCUGUUUUGCAGGACCUUAGAUCCACUGUUAUUUCACUGUAAAUGUAAACUGCCUGCUGUCCUUGUGUUAGGCUCUUGUACAGUGAUGUACAACAUGGUUAUGCACCCUGUUUCACCUUUAAUUGUUAAAUCCUAACUGAUUAAUGAUCAGAGCUGUGUUCAAGUGUAAAAAAAUUGUGAUUGGUGAAAAUAAACACCUAAUUUGAAGGCCAGUUACACAUGCAGUUGUACUCGAGGCUACGUUGAACGAUGUAUGCCACAAAUAGCAAUCACAGAUCAUGUAAGUCAUCUUAUGACUAUAAUCACUGCGCAGUGAUCAUGAAUGUAGCCAUUCGUUUUAAGUGCCAAACUAUGUGUUACAUAGGAUGUCCAACAUUUGUGGCACAGAGGAAGAUUGGGAUGCUCAACUCUUUCUUCCUCCCUGCAUUUCCCCCAAUCUAGGAUUGUGGGCCUCCUGGUGGUGGUUAGCGUGCAUUUGUGUGUAGAAAACGAAUACCUGUAUUCCCCACUCUCUCUCAAACUGACAGCCUCUUUCACAAAGAACUAGUGCUUUAAUCAGAAACAAUUGAAGGAAGGGAGCGUUCAGCUCCCCUGUGCCACUGUUAUGACCAAAUGCUGGCUCUCUCCAGGGAUGCAUGAAAAUAAAAACAAAACUUCAGAAAAGCCAUUCAUGUGUAGUUUUUAGCCCUUUCAAAUGUGUGUCUCUCCACUUCCUUAUUCAUGGCAAACACUUUGAUUUCAAGCUUUGUUUUACUUAAAUGGCUGUGUUUUAUUUCAAAUAUUUAUUCACGGUGUUUGUUAUGUGACCUCAGCAUUCCAGCCAAUAACAUGGUUGUUGCUUUUUCCCAUUAAGGCAAAGGAGCAGUCUUCCAGUGCAAAAUCUGAGAAACAGAAAAAGAGUUAAAUGUUACCAGGUAAGAACUGUUAGACUUAAUCAUGCAAAUUUGUGUGCAUCCUUUAUGCAUGAAGAAUGAAUUGAUUUUUCUGAAAAUACGUGUUUCCACUCCCUUCCAUUGUGCACCCAGCAGAGAUUUGUGCAUUUUGGUUCCUCCACCUUUGGGUUCUCCCCCAGACCCACUGGCAACACUGCCCUGUAAGAGGGUUAGAAGCUGUUUCAGGUUACAGUUGCCUGUUUAGCUCUAAGGUACCCCAUCCCUUAUUCCUGGAGUCAGUAUAGGCCGAGAUAGCUUGUUUGUGAGGCUUCACAUCUACCAAACUCUUAAUGAGUGGACUGACCCACAAUAUUUAUAUACUGCAUGUGCAGAGCUGUUUUCUACAUAGAAUAUUCUAAGUGCAGUUCAACCAAGAAACCGACUGACUAUUGGUUGGUUGCACUUUAGAUUAGUAAAAGCUCUGAGUAUGCUUGUGUUUCACACUGCACCUGGCAUGCUAAAUUGUCCUUCAAACAGUAUAUUCAAAAUUACUUUUGCAUUUAGCAAAACGUGAGAAACAUGCAUCUUUAAUGUGAAAUAUGCAUUAUAUAUGGGUAAAGCAUCUUUGUAAAGUACCUUUAAAAUGCUGGAAUGGUUCCAGAAAAAGGACACCAGCAUUUAUUAUUGAAAUACUUUUUGAAAAUUAAAUGCAUGAGAUUUCACAUACUGUUAAGUAGCAGGAAUUCUAUCAAUUGGUAUUAAUUUCCCCAAGAGCUCUGAAAAUUAAAAUACCUGCUCUAAAAAACAAGGGUCUAAAAAUGUAAGUUUUCUUGCAUUUCACGGUCAUGUCAAGAGAGUUGAAUCUGGAUCAAAGUUGGCUUUGGAUCUUGCACAUCCCUCUCUUUUCCUCUUACUGCUGCAGAGGCUUUCAUGGCAGCUUUGAGGGGCUUUGAGACCUCUCUCAGAGAACAUCCUAUGGGUCCUUGGAAGAUCCUUCACCUAUUUCAUGCUUGUAUACAGAAUUGCUGCUGUAUGCUUCAGUUGCAGCCUCUAGUGCCUCUCCUUUUUUGAGAGAGAGAGAGAAGUUUCUUGCUUUGGCAGCACCUGUUUUCCGCUUGAGGCAAGCAACCACCAUCAGAGUGAGCAAAUUACAUUGAAUAGGGCAGGCAAGGGGAGCUGAUACUUGUACAGUGGUACCUUGCAAGACGAAUGCCUCGCAAGACAAAAAACUCGCUAGACGAAAGGGUUUUUUGAGCUGCUUCGCAAGACGAUUUUCCCUAUGGGCUUGCUUCGCAAGACGGAAACGUCUUGCAAGUUUGCUUCCUUUUUCUUAACACCGUUAAUACAGUUGCGACUUGACUUCGAGGAGCAACUCAUAGAACGCGGUGUGGUAGCCUUUUUUGAGGUUUUUAAAGACUUUGGUGAUUUUUGAAGCUUUUCCAAAACUUUCCCGACACCAUGCUUCGCAAGACGAAAAAAAUCGCAAGACGACAAAACUCGCGGAACGAAUUAAUUUCGUCUUGCGAGGCACCACUGUACAGCCUCACAAACACCAUCACACAGGGCUCAUCCAAACUUCCUUUUGCAAUGUGCUUUCCAGGCAUGAGUCUGCACUUUCUAAGUCUGUGCCUGAGCAGGGUUUUGGGUUUUUUGUCCUACUGCUUUCCCAGGAAAAUCUGCCGAUUACCACUGAAUCAGAACAAAUGGCAAGGAAGUCUGCAUGAGCCCACAUAUAGACCAUGCUGGUGGUUUCAACUUGCAUAUUUAUUUUUUGUUGGGAACCUGCUGAAUUCUCUUUUAUGAGAUAACGUUUCCUCCCCUUACUGGCUAAAUAAUGUGCUCUCUUUUCCUCUCUGUCUAGGCUUUUCAGCGCUAAUGCAAAAAAGUCUUCAUUUUGCUGGUGGAUAGCUGCACUUGAACAAAAAAAAGAAAAGAAGAAGCUAUUUUGCAGAAGCAAGAUAGUCUCCCGGGUGGUUUUUGUAUCAUGGUAUUUGGAUAUAAUGGCAUGGGAGGCAUGAAUCUUACUAUUUUCAAGGAUGACCUUUUUCCAUUUAUUUUACUGUCUCUUAUUUUGUAAUUUUCUUCAGUUAUGAGAGGGAACGGACGCUUUAUAUUUGUAAGAAAAGUAUUUCUACGGAUUUAAUAGCAAUGCAAAAAGAAAAAAAAGUCUGCAAAUUUUGCACAUAAUCUACACAUAGUGCCUGCAAAUCUCAGCAGAGUUCAGAAAAGCUGUGGUUUGGUUUUUGGUUUUUUAGUAUAAUGAAUGCUCUAAAUAUUCUGGAAUAUAAUGCGUUUUGGCUAUCAUCUGCCUGCGUGUAUUCCUUUUGAAGAAUAGUUAGUGAGAAGUGAGUAAUCAGUUGCUAAGAUUUAAACAUGGGAGAAGAGUAGAAGCGAUUGUUUCUCAGUCCUUGGCUUCUAAUAACAUAGUAUUCAAUAUGAACAGUGCCGCUAGUAUUUUCAUUUGAAACCUUGAGUUCUGAUUGUGACCGCCUGUCAGUGGCUUGCAGAAAGGGCGUAAUAUUGCAUCUGAAUUGCUAUUGCAUAGGGGUACUCCAGAAAGGAUGCACAUAGGACUCCAAUAUGUUCCUAUAAGUUACACUGGUAUAGCUCCUCCCACCCCACCCCCAGAAUCCAGAUUACACAGCUUGUUUCUGAUGUAUAAAUUCACAUCACAGCUGAAUACAGAGGUGCUUUGUGAACUAAUUUGGAUGCAAUGCUUGCUCAACUUCCAUGUUUUAUUCCCCACCCCCCUUUUUGGUAUUCCUUGCAGUGAGAAAAGCUAUGGCUCCAACAGCAGGUUCUGAUAUGCUUUGCAUUAUGAGUAGCAAUUUUUUUAUUGACUUUUGGAGUAAGGUGCUACUCCUGGUUUGGUCAAGUCUGCUUCCAGGUAGUUAGUUCUCUAGACUACCAUGGGUCAAAUAUAUAAGCCGCAGCCUGCGAGGAAUAUCAACUGUGCAAGCCCCUUUGAACUGCAUGGGAGUUACACAGGAGCGUGGCCACUUUCUGCCAUCGCUCUUACUUACUUCAAAAGGAGCAAGCGCAGGAGAUGUUCCUCUGGGGACAUCAGAAUUUUGACUGUCCUUGACAAUCUAAUGUUAAUACCGGACUGUUUUUGAAAGUCUGUAUUAAGAUUGCCUGUCACACUAAUAAAGUUUUAGAAUGUAUUACCUUGUAAAUUGUGUUUGUGAACUGUGUCCUUAAUACAUGGUUAUUAUUGCCAUUGUUAGACAAGAACACUGGCUGUGUCUAGAAGAAGGUACCUUUUACAGGUUUCGACCAAACCGAAAUACCUCCUCUAUCCCAAUGCAGCAGUUAUUUUGGCUGUGUCUAGAAGAAGGUACCUUUUACAGGUUUCGACCAAACCGAAAUACCUCCUCUAUCCCAAUGCACAUUUAUUUUACUGGAUCUUGUAGUUUACAGCUGCGUCUGGAAGAAUGGCUUCUCAUUAAGGGGGCAAGCCUUAGGCUUGCAUGCUCCCACUCUCACCCACUGUCUCCUCUCGGGGCAGUCAUCAGAUCAGAAGUACUUGUUUCAGUUAAAUACUGUUCAGUAUUAUCUGAGACUGUGGUCUGAAACGGACAGCUGCAUAAACUGCAGUUAAGAGUUAACCUUACCUUAUCUGAGUUCAGAAAUAAUGCGAAAGUGGACCUAUGGAAUCAAAAGGUCCUGAUCCUCUGCAGGUGAAGUAAUGGAUGUUACUUGCUACAGUAUAGUUGGCAACAUUCCAGCUAUGGAAAAGUCAGAUUUUCUACAUCCCAACAGAUAUCUCUCCUUCCUCCAUCCACACAAGCAAGAGGCAUACACAAGCAUUUGAGAAGGGAAUGGCCUAGUAGGAGUCCCAGACUCUAGUUAGAGAGGCAUAAAGACCUGGUCUAAGAGAGGUCCAAUUUUCACCACUCCUGUUGUAAAUGCAUAACUUGACAUGCAUGCAAGGCCUUAAUGCUAUUUCCUCCACUUUGGAAGUAUAUUUCAUAUUUUCCAACCUCUGUCAUUAGAAUAAGCUCAAAUAUAUGUAGUAAUCAGCGUUCCAGUUUUUAGAAUUUUAUAAAAACUUACGUUUACAAAAGUAGCAUUUUUCAUAUCUUUUCAAGAACUUACCAUUCUUCAUUCUGAAAUCAUGCUUCAUGCUUAGAUGCUUGUUCUGCUAUUGAUGUGUAACCAAUCCUUGAUUUUUUCAAGGUUCUUAUCCAUCCACUGAAUAUUUUCUUCAAUGGUUUCUACUGCUUGGUAGACAGCACGGAGCUCUGAAACUUUUUUGCCUUGGGAGUUGAAGAAACUUUUUACCUGUUGAGU
This is a messenger RNA of Podarcis lilfordi (Lilford's wall lizard), 60233 nucleotides long. The record is from the annotation of a GenBank genome assembly. Lineage: Eukaryota; Metazoa; Chordata; Lepidosauria; Squamata; Lacertidae.